CCGAAGUAAACCAACGUUUGGGCAACCUGAGCCAGUGAAGAAGGGACCCCCUGAGCCCAGGCUUAGUGAUGGAGGACCCUGGCUGUUCUCUGGAAGUCAGGUAAAUAAAGGAAAUAUCACUCCAACAUGUCUCACAUCCAUAAUGUGACAAUAAAUGGAGUUUAAAUCAAUAAACAAGGAUAACUAUAUAACCAGCUAUAUAGGAAGUCAUGGAAUGCAAGGCUUGGGGGGUUUUAAUAGGUGUUUUUCUUAAUUUAUUUUCCUAAAGAAUUGAUGUGCAAAUUCCACAUUUUUUGCUCUGUCUCAAUUUUAAAUCAAUAUUAACAUUCAAUCAGUCAGGAAAGGCAUUUCUUCUAUAUUUUUGUUUGCUCCAGAUUUCCCUUCGCAUUGUGAAAUUUAAAAAUUCUCUAUAGAAUUGGCCAUUUUCAGGAUUAUCCACUGAAUCAGGAAUUGUCAGGAAUUCACCAGGAAACUGCAGAUCUGUGUCCAUGCAUUUGUUCCACUCCCAAACCACAUUCAAAUAUCUUAAGUUGUGUUAUAUAUAUAUAUAUAAAAAAACAAAGACAAUGCUUUGCGCAUAUUUUGAUUUAGCAUGUGUGACAGGCUCAUCUUCAUGAAAUGGAGUUAGUUGUUAGCAAAAAUGGAGUUUCCCAUCUUAGCAUAACUUCUACGAAAUCCUAGAUCAGUAGAAUUAGCAUGACAAUACUCAGCUAAAACAAGAGAUCAAUAUAAGCUGAGUUGCUGACAUUUCUUUGCCCCACAAUCACUCAUUGUCUUAUUGUUGUUUUUUUUUUUUUUUUAUCAGUUUCUUAUAACUGCAGAGAUUUGCAAUACAUUCUACAGCUUUAAGGUCACCACUUCCCACUAGUUAAAUAAGUUCACCGUAGUGGUUAUAGUGCCAGGUGUGCCCUAGCACUGCUCCUUUGUAAUUAGUCAAACUAUUUUUGAACAGAUUGACUUCUCACCUAGAGUCCACCAGGCACCGUUUCCAGCUGCCAUUGCCAGAAGUCCCCAGGUAGAAACUUCUGCUAGCUCUUCUGAGACAAGCUCUGCAACAUAAGUCUUAUAUCAUUCACAGAGAGCACAACGUAUUUCUCUCAGCCUAUGACAAAAGCUCAGAAGGGCACUCCUGGCACCAUAGUCACUUCAGUGAGCUGUAAUGUUUAUGUUACUUGGACGGUUUCUUGUCUAUGAAAAAACAUAAAGGAAGUUUUAGGUUAAUGUUUCAGAAUUCCUUUUUGCAUCAUAUCAAUUCUAUAUGCAUUCCCUGCCUGUGCUGCCUAUUACCAUAUGACUUAACACAAUAUGGCCAUAUAAUGGAACCGAAUCCCUACGGCAGCACCAUUGUUGUGAAACACAUAUUUUGGGUGUGCCCCCAAUAUCCCUUUUUUUCUUUACAAUAUUGGCAUUUAUGGGAAACACAGAUGAAGAAAGAUACAGAUUUUCAGUUGUUUCCAGUGUUUAUUUGACGCCAUCCAUAUACAUACAUAUUACACAGUUAAAUUUAGGUGACCAGUUCCUUAUUCAUAACAUUUUUAUAGUGCACCCACUACAUUUCUGAACAAUCUCUCAUAUAGAGGCCUAUAAGUUCGCACUCACAAGUUAGUAUGGAGUGCAAGAACUAGCGGGUGAUGUGGACAUGGGGCGGACGCAGGACGUAGCCGUGCGUCGAGAGGAGGGGAUUGUGAUGCUCCCUCUAAAAAAACAAAAAUAGAAGAUCUGGAAGAUAGAUCCCGUAGAAAAAAACCUUAGGUUUCGUAAUUUCAAUGAUUCCAAUAAGCAAGAAAAUGUGCAACAUAUGUUACACGACUACUUUAAAGUCCUAGGUUUAAAACUGGAUGGCCACAAUGAGAAAAUCGAUAGAUGUCACAGACUGCACAAACCAUCAAAUAUAGCAUCUGAUAUUCCAAGAGAUAUAAUUACCUGCUUUCACUCGUUUGAAUUUAAAGAACAAGUAUUAAAAGCUAACAGAGAGAAACUUAUAAAAGAUGGUCGUUAUGCAAAUAUCAUAGCACUUCCAGACCUAUCCUAUAAUACUAGAAAUAAGAGAAGAAUGUUUUCACCUGAAAUUAAUAUUUUAAAGCAACAUAAAAUCAGAUUCAGAUGGAGCUAUCCUACGAAGAUGAUUAUCCAAAUGGAUGGAAAAAUAGAGACCUUUGAUCAACCAGAUACGCUAAAGACAUGGCUACAGAAUAAAUCACUGAAUUAAUCUCUAAUAGGGACUUUCAAGGUUUAGGAGGAAUUAGGUAGACUAAGAGGUCGGAGAGAAUUAAAUUUAUAAAUGUAUAUUUCGAUGCUUAUUGUAAAAUAACGUCCUUUUGAAUACUUUUCACAAGAUGAUUAUUAUGGAAUAGGCACGCCUUAUGGCAUAAACAGAAAAAUUAAGUAUGGUUUGGGGUAUUGUUAAUAUAAAAUUAAUAAGAUUUAAAAGGCGAUAAUUCCACAUGCACAGUUUUUUAAUCAAUAUACUUGUUUACUUAUUUUUGUUUACUCAUAUAUAUACUUAAAGGAAACACAAGUUAGUAUGGAGUGGUGAUGUCAUGCAAGCAUUUACUUUGGAGGGGGCUAAUCUUAGAGAUAGAAAAAUUACACCACAGAAUUGAGGCUUUUGAGUGUCCCCAGAAGCAGAACGGCAAACAGGGGUCUGAAAUAGAAACAGACAAAAAACAAUCUAAAUUUGUGGGUAAUACAUUUUAAAAAAUUGCAGCAAUCCACAACAAGAAACUAAAUAUUGAGAAACCAUAGCGAUAUAUAAAAGAUGUGUAGCGGAGCUCAAAAACGUGUACUAGGUAUCUUAGCUGAAUAUCCAUGAAGCUCGAAAAAGCAUACUUCAAUGAAUAAUGAAUAUCUCUAUUCCCCCUUCCCACCCCCAGCAACUAGACAACACAUAGUUCUUUAUUCCUCAAGGCAUGGUCUUUUAUACACAGAACCCCUGCAUGGGGUCUCCAUAAAUUCACAUCUAAGCCCAACCUGGUGCCUCUGAGUCUGGGAGAUAAUGAAGUUUCUACUCGCUAAGUUAAUUAUCUCCCAGAUCCACAGGUCACAACACAAAAUACAUUAAAUAUAAGCACUAACCCCAACAUGUUAUAUAUCCCCGGAUAGCUCUGGUCCAAGCGCCCAAGUUGUCAAAAUAGCGCCCAGAUCCAUAGAGUGUAGCCAGAUCGCCACCGGUCAAAUGUUGGAGCUCCUGCAGGCAAACAAAAGUGGGCUCCGCCGUGCUCUCAUGACGUGACUGUUCCAUUCAGUCUGUAGUACCUUUCCUCUAAAUAGCACUCUGCUGGCAGGUCGGGAAGUGGGGCAAAACAGUGGGCAAAGGUGAAGUGUCCACAUUAGAGUUCCAUAUGGUUUGCAGCCAAGUGUCACUGGGGAUUAUUCUGUUGUUUUGGGGGGAGAAUGACUGCCAGGGAGUGGGGGCGCUUUUGGUCAAUAACCUUUGGGAGUAGGAAAGGCACUGAGCCAGGGGUGAUGAUAGCUCCUUUGGGGAAAAGGUAUGUGGAACAUAGAACAGGUUCCAACACAAGAUGGAUUCACGAAAAUACUCACAAUAUUAAAAUGUAAGAAAAUCUCUAACCAUUACUGGACUAACACAAAAUAAUGGCAAUUUUCAUUAACUACAACUAAUAAGGUGAUAUCAACUUGGUUUUGUAACCUGACUGCACAUAAACAUGCAGUUAGUUAUUCAGUAAUAACUAUGAUAUAAAUAAUAACUAAUAGAAAGUAACAAAAAACAAAAAGAAACAUUAAAAUAAAAAAAGACUCACAUCACCUAAAAGUGGUGUGCCUACAAAUAACCAAAUUACAGGGCUAAACACUAUGACUACAUCAGCACACACUAGGAAAAAGUGUACCUACACAUAACCAGGGGUAGAGAGUAACAGGGUUCAACAGAAGAAAUAAAUAAAAUGUGCUAUCAAACAGUGCUACUCGCAUGAGUGUUAGACACGUGUUAAAUCAUAAUGAAAAAGACAUAGUCUGAUGCGCAUUUUGGUAUGAAGGCAUUCCUAGUCGGUGGCACCAACUUACUGUGAGUUUCCCCGAUCAGGAUUUCCGGAUUGAUUUUGCCCUUUGCCUUAACUCUUUAGUGUAUAUUUAGGUCUAUUCUAUUAGAUACCACCAUCCUUAAUAUCAUAGUUCAGUAAUUAUCAAAAUAAAACUGCAGCUUCACAGAUUAUAGCAUACUUGCUAUCAGUCUAUAGAUACCACCAGCCAGGAACUUUACAACAUAGUAUUAGCAUAUAGAAACACAUGAUACAUUAUAGCAUAGUCAGGGUUCAACAUUUUUACCGUCACUAGCCAUUAGUUAGUGAAAAUGUAGCUCUGGUGAGUAGAAAUGUACCCUUGGUGAGUGUGAUAUAGACCCUCCAGGCUUGCACUGGCUAGUAAAUAUUAAGGCCUGGCUAUAGCAUUGGACUUGAAAUUUGGAGCCAUCAUAGUUACUGUCAGUGGUUAGAUUGAAAGUCUCAUUUAGAACGUUGCAUCACUUAUGUCAGAAGAAAAUUUUCUUGCAAAAUACUUUAUAUUAGGUCACAAUUUCUCCCCAUUUUGUAAAAUCCACAUUCUCCCACAUCUGUAUCCCUCUCUCUCCCUUUGUUUUUAAUGUACAUGUGUCUUCCCUCCAUCCUUGUGUCACUUGCCCAAUCCUUCAUUCCCAUUUCACAUGACCAUCCAGUUCCAUUCCAUUUAUUUUAAUCCUUCCAACCUGUGUGAACUAAAACUAACCCCAAGACGUGGGGGAUAACCUCAGACUGGUUUGGGGUAACCAAUAGCACUAGUCAGGGGUAUCCCUUAUCCCCUCUAUUAUACAUACUGUCUGUUGAAUCUUUAGCGGACGAUAUUAGGAAUAAUCAAAAAAUAAAAUGGUUUGAAAGUAAUGGAAAAGAAUUUAAAAUCUCACUUUUUGCAGAUGAUAUUUUAACGUAAAAAGAACCGGUACUUUUGCUUAAAGAAUUAAUGAGCACUAUUGGAGAUUAUAGUAAACAAUCAAAUUAUAAACUAAAUAUCGAUAAGACAUUGAUUAAGGACAAAAAUUAAAAAAAAACGGAGGACUUGGAUUCCCUAAUAUAUUUCAAACAAACGUAGCAUGCUGAAAAUCACACAUUGUCAGCACGUUAAAAAAAGAAGCUAAAAAACAAGCAUGGUUUUAAACAGACAUUCAUAAUAUGGGAACCAAGUAUAUAAAAAAAAAAAAUUGGGGGGGGAAUUUAUAUAGAAAAUAAGCAAAAUGUCGAAAUCUUCGAUAAUAACAGAAGAUAUGUAUUCACUCUGGAUAAGCCUAAAAGUCAGAUUGGAUAUUCAGAAGAAAUUUACGGAUAGUCUUCCAAUAGAAAUAAUAGCGAUAAAUCUUGAGAACCUAGAUAUGAAGCCGUGGAAAGAAAAAGGAAUAAAACUAAUAGGGGACCUUAUAAGAGAUAAUGAAAUAAUAUUGUUUCAACAACUUAGGAAUGAUUUAGGGCUACCAUCAAGAGAGAUCUUUUCAUACCUAAGAAUAAAAUGCUUCCUAACAAAACAUAGAUUAAUCAAUCCAACUGACGAACUAAAAUUAUUCACGCAAAUGUUAAGCGCAGAAAAAAACAACAAAAUGAUAACCAAAGAUAUGCACUUAACUUCAUUACACUUCGAACAAAAUGAAAUAUUAGCAAUAAAAUGCUGGAAUAGUGAGCUACAGAUAUGCAUAGAAUAUAGUAACUGGUAUAAAAUGUUGACCCAACUAAGGAAAGCUAUACAUUGCUUAAAACUAAUCAAGGCACAAUACAAAAUAGUCAACAGAUGGUAUUGUUACCUACUAAAGCUAUCUAAAAUAUAUCUAUCUAGAUCUUUAAAAUGCCGGAGAUGUGAGAGCAGACUAUAUCCAUAUAUGGUGGUCAUGUCCAGAAAUUCAGAAGAUAUGGGUGAUAAUCUUUAAAUAGAUAGAGGAGUGGACAACAAAAGAGUUCUCUCCAUCAUUGGCACUGCUCCACCUGGCUGGCAAAAAAAUUGAAAAAGAAAAGUGAGAUCUAAGCAUUCAUAUCUUUUAGCAGUCAAACUACAAAUAGCCAAAAAUUGGAAAUCCAAACUCCCGCCAAAAAUAAUAGAUAUAAAAUUACAAAUUAUAAACUAAUGUCAAAUGGAACAGGGCAUAGAUAAAAAUUUUCACUACAAUGCAAGUACAAGAUGGAAGGAUUGCGUAGAAAGGAUUAAAAAAGAUUAAAACAGGAUAACUAGAGGAAAUAGGAAAAAGGAGGAUAAGAGAUAAAGAGAACAUAGACGAUACAGGAAGAAAUUAACACAAAAAAAAAAAUUUAAGAAAGAAAGCAAAGUAGAAUUGUAAGAUUUAAAUAUUUAAGAAUUGUGUGUGAUGUAUGGUGAGUUUUGAUGUAUUCAUAUAUAUAUAUAUAUAUAUAUAUAUAUAUAUAUAUAUAUAUAUAUAUAUAUAUAUAUAUGUGGCACAAUAAAUUGAUAUGGAGUUAUAAACACCGGGAGAUAAAUAAAGAUAAAUAGAAAUUGAAUUAAAUAAAACAGGGCAAUAAAAUUGUUAUUUAUAAGGAGUGUAAUUCUAAUAUCAUAAAAGAAGACAUCAAUGUUUAUGUCUGUGUUUUGUCAUUAAAAUAUUUGUCUGUUUGUCAUAAAAUGGAAAAUCUUUAAAUAAAGAUCAAAUAUGGAAAAAAAUAAAAUAAAAUAAAAAUAACCCCAAGAUCUACCUUGUAUCUAUCCAUCUGCUAUUCUAUGCCUUUAUUCCAUAAGAAAACCUAACAAGUCUUUUGUGUGUUUAUUUUCAGACGGGUGCAAGGAAUUAAUACAAAGAACGCCACUUUCAUUAACAACACCACAGUGUGCUACCCAUGCGGAAAUUUUAUUGUUUUCAUUGAUAUAGGGACAAGAAAACAGUAUUUUUUACAAUGUCCAAAAGGCAGCAUUAGAGCAUGUUCUGUCAAUAUACAAAGUGAAGUGGUGGCAUUUUCCAACCAGAAACUUAAGCCAAGUAUUUUUGUGUAUACAUAUCCAAGGCUUGCUAGAUGUGCAGAACUAAAAGGUAUGUGAUUAAUAAAAGAGCCGUAAGGCCUUAUAACAUUGAAUUUUAUUCUUUCUCCUUCCUGAUAUUCAAAGGAUAUCCUAUAAUUAGGGGACUUCAUCACCUAUUACUGUGCUGGUGGGACAGUUCACAAGAGUCAGAGAUACUGCUAGAAGUAUUUAAAGGGAGAUGUGCCUUCCCAGGGUUCUUAAUAUUAUGCUUACAUAUCCCUAUAUUGAACAAAUAUAUAUUUAUGAAGUGUGAAAAUUAAAUCAAAGAAGUCCUCCAAGCACUAUAACCAUUAUGCUGUAUGACUAUAUUGCCAGGAGUUGCCUGACACUCUCCUGGCAGAAGUAGUCAAACCAUUAUACACAGUUUAACAUAUGACCUGGGGUCUGGCACGGGCUGCCUCUUCAGUUGAAGCUGGUAGCUCCCUCCACUGAACUAGCUUGGUGUUGCAGGGCUUUGCUCAUUGGCUGAUAGAGCUCAGCUGACACUCAUAGCCAAUGAGCACAAAAGAGUUCAGCUCAGUGGAGCUAAGGCGCCUUAAAAGAGCUUCCAGCUGUACAGGAAGUGGCACCCAGCGGACCCCAGGUAAGUUGUCAAACUGGUAUCAACUAACAAAGACUAUAAAUAUGGCAUCCACUGGCUGUGCAGCCUAGGAAUACUUGCAAGGUUGAAUUGUGGGAUACUGAACUUUAUAAGUAUGGGUGGAGGCUGUGCAUGCAGCAGCCUUGCCAAUAUCCAGUGGUGAAGAGGAAUCAAUCUGAAUAAUCUCAGGUAGGUAUGUCUGUCUUUAGUUUAUACAUUUUCUGGACGUUUCAUGUGGUAUUAUUUUAGAGAUUUUACAUUUUUAGUCUAAAAUUGAUGGAUUUUUCUGACUUGGUUAUUUUGUGUAAAAUUUGCCCUUGUCUGGCUUAUUGAAUAGCCCCAAAUGUCAAACAUGUUUAGUAGAUGACAAGUCCACUUUAAAAAGCAAUAUGUAAUAUUCGUUUUGUGCAGAAAACUAUUAAGACAGGAGUUCCAAUUGCCCUAGCACAUAAAAAAAAAAAAUUAUUAAAGGGACACUUUACACAUCAAAACAACUUUAGCUUAAUAAAGCAGUUUUGGUUUACAAAUCAUGCCCCUGGUGUCUCACUGCUCAAUUCUCUGUCAUUUAGGAGUUUAAUCACUAUUGUUUAUGUCUAGUUUAAAGUUUUGUUCUCCUGCUCUGUAGAUUGAACUUUAAUCACACACAAGGCUCCUGUAGGGUCUUGAAUACUAUUGGAUAGCAAAAAAUCCCCCAAAAAGAGGAUCAACUGUAGACUCCCUGAUUAUACAGACAUAAUUGUCUAAGUCUUAUUAAAAAGGUUUGUGCUUCCUAAUAACAAGUAAAUAAUACUAUAUACACCCAAACCAAAGAGGAGAAAAAGAGUGUUUAUGUUUCCAGUUAAUUCAAUUAACCAAGCAAUAUGAAAUGAGAAAUUAGCCCUCUUUCCUAUAAUUCAACCUUUAUUGGAAUUAUUCUAUAUUGAGGCAUUUAAAAAAGGGUUACCUCUACUAAUAUUUCAUCUGAAAGGGAUCAACAUGUAUUCAGUAGUCUAUGUACUCAGUAGUGACAGUCCAUAAUCCAUCAUUCAUACUCAAGUGGAUUAAUCACAACUUCAUCUGAGUUAUUCCCUAUAUGAUUAUUGAGUUACACAAAAUGUAACAAUCACUUUUAUGGAACUGGAUAAAAUGUUUCUAAAUUAGCCGAAUGGCUGUGGUUACAAAUUCUACCCCAUCCAGAACAGAGGUGUUUGGAAACAGUGUUACAUUUAAGGCAAAUAAAUUUGAAGCAUGUGGAAUUAGCAAAUAAAAAGGAACCUUAAUGAGAUUAAAUUCUUAUACUGUACUUAGAAGGGAGUAAAUAUUCUCCUAAAGUCCUCUUUAUGUUAAUAUUACUCUAAUAAUAAACAGGGGAACAUGUGGAGAGCAAAAAAAGGUCAACAAAAGCUUUGUAAUACCUCAGAGCAAAAUAAAUACAGAUUAUAAUAGAGACCUCCCUAAAUAAACUCAAUGCAUAAUUCUACUUCAAGAUAUACAUUAUAUGCCUAGAAGCUACAGAAACUCUUACAUAUUACUAUAAUAUAAGACAAGGAUCCCUGAGAACCGAAAGAAAAUAGGAUCAAAAUCCACUCACUAAACUAAAGUGUUAGACCAUAAUUCCCAUAAAAUCUCCCCAAAAAUAUAAAAAUGAGACAAUAACAUAAACGCCAGACACACGUUUUGGUGCAAAAUACUGUGCUUUCAUGUGGGCUAUCGGCAGUGGUGUAUUUUGAAUUUGUGCUGCCCUAGGCAUGAUCGAACUUGGGCACCCCCUAAUUUAAAGUUGCCCCACCCCUUCCUGUCAAGGCCACACCUCUUCCUGUUAAGUGACAUACACACAGACACACCCACUCACUGACCGGCACACACUCUCAGAUACACUGACAUACAUUCACUGGCAGACACACAUACUCACACACUCACUGAUUUGACACAAUCUGACAGACACACACAAUUACUGAUUUGACACAAUCUGACAGACACACAGAAUCAUUCAGACAUGCACUGACACACACACUGAACGACAUGCACACACUCACUGACAGACACACAUUCACUGACAAACACAAAUUCACAGACAUGCACACACGCUCACAGGCAUACACUGAUAGACGUACACACACAUUCACUGACAGACACACACAUUGACAGACGUACACACACACAUUCACUGACAGACACACACAAACUCACUCACAGAAACAUACAUUCACUGACAAACAAACUCAGUGACAGACACACUCACAGGUAUAAACACACAUUCACUGACAGACAGACACAUAUACACACUCACUGACACACACACACACUCAAACAGACACACACAAACAAACUGACAGAUAGACAGACACACACAUUGUCAGGAUCCUAUUCUGACAAUUCAAAACAUGUUUAGUUUCUUCUGUUUUAUUUAAUUAAAGUUCCAGUUUUCACCACUAGUCACCUCAGUUUCUCUCACCUGUAUAGCAUGAUUACAAACCAAAGAGGCUGAUCACCUCAAUUGCUGCUUUAACAUGUUUUACUUUAUCCUUUAUAUUCCUUUUUAGUUUUAUCUAAUUGUUUCCCUGUCUCCUGUAAACCUGUUUUGGGGCAUAUUGUCUAAACUUCUAUUUCUCUACUACUCCUUCAUACUCACCUGUAAUUCUGUUUCUAGGUUCUGCUUUCUACCUUUGUCUUUAUACUACCUUUUCCCUCUUUCUCCUGUUAUUCUUAUUGUUAUCUUUGUCUAACCUUGUCUAAUAACUCAAAUAAACUACCUGAAGUCAACCCCGGCAUAAGUCUCUCUCUUGUCUGACUUAAUCAAACCAUGACACACACUCAUUGACAGACAAAGAAACUCACUGACAGAUACACUCACUCAGACACACUGACAGGUAUAACACAUUCACAGACAGACAAACACACACACACACACACACACUGACAGACUGACACACACAUUUCCCCCCAACAUUUACAAAUAAUUAUUAACUUUUAUUUUAACUUAAAUCCACCCAGCCUCCCUACUUUUGGGAUACCUGGGUGGAUUUUUACCUGGGGUCCAGUGGGGCUGCUGGGCAGGCAUGCAGGAUGAAGGGUAGGCAGGCAAGGGGGGCAGUGGAUGCGCAAAAUAGGCGGCAAGGAAGCUGUGAUCUUCCUGCUCUGCUCCAUCACGCGUCGUUUAGUGGUGCCGGAGUGAUGUCACGUUCCAGCUCCUGGCAUCACUGCAGGUCACGUGAGAGAGCUGAGCAGGAAGAGAUCAGAUCAGCGCUCCCUCAUCGCCCGCCUGUAAAAGAAACUGUCCGGGCGCUCUGGUGGGCCAGUCGGCCAACUCUUGGGCCCCCUUGUAAGUCAAGGCUAACAAGGUAUUUGCCAGGGCACUUGGGAGGUGGCGUGUUUUGCCGUCCCCUGGAAAGUGCUGCCCAAGACAAAUGUCUUGUUUGCCUUGUGCUAAAUACAGCGCUGGCUAUGGGUAUGAUAGAUUAUUUUUGUAUUAUUUCGCUUUCCACACGUUCCCCUGUUUAUUGUUUCGGUGAUAUUAACAUAAAGAGCCUUUAGGAGACUAUUUACUCAAAACAUAAGAGUUUCAUCUCCUUAAGCUUCCUUUUUAUUUGCCAAUUCUACAUGCUUUACAUUUGUAUGCCUUAAAGGGGUACUAUAGUCACUAUAACAACUACAGUUUGUCCUGCAGGCUUUUUAAUUUAAACACUGCCUUUUCAGAGAAUAGUCUCUAGAAGACUUUUUUGGAAAGUUAAAGAGUAAAAUGUAGGACUCUCCCCUUCUCAGUUUUUACAUAUUAAAGUUUGACAGAUUGGUUUGCUGGGCCUAUGUUUCCUUUGAGAACGUAUGGCAGCCUAGUAAUGAAAAUUACCCCCAUCAUGGCAUACCAUUUGCAAAAGUAGACAACCCAGGUAUUUUUUGAGUAGCCACUUAGUCACAAACCUUGGCCAAAGUUAUUUUUACAAAAAUAACUGCCCUUUCACUGAUGAUAUCAUCAGCAUUAUACAUUUUACUGUUUAGAAACACUGAUAUUUGAGUUCAGCGAUAUCAAACGAGUGCAACAGUACCCCCCAUGUCCAGGUUUUAUGGUGUUUUAUAAAGUUACAAGGUCAACUAUAACGCUUGCCCGUUUCAGUUUUUACCCAGGAAUGAGAAUUACUCCCAUCGUGGCAUACCAUUUGCAAAAGUAGACAAUCCAGGGUAUUCAAAAUGGUGUGUGUCCAGUCUUUUUUGAGUAGCCAUUUAGUCACAAACCCUGGCCAAAGUUAGCAAUCACAUUUGUUUUUUUGGGGGGGGUGGGGAGGUGGGGGGUGGUUUAACGCAAAACUGCAGUUUCACUGAUGAUAUCAUGGUUACAAAACAUUUUAAUUUUUUAAAACACUCAUAUUUGUGUUCAGGGGUGUCUCCCAAGUAUAACAGUACAGCUCAUGUACAAAUUUUAUAGUGUUUUGGGAAGUUACAGGAUCAAAUAUAGGGCUUGCAAAUUAAAUUAUCUGUACUUUCCGUCUGGGUUGCCAGACAGGUACCUCAAAUUAUAAUUAGUAAAAUCACAUAAUUAUGUAAAAAUAAUCCAUAUAUAUAUAUAUAUAUAUAUAUAUAUUUAUAUACAUAUAUAAUAGAGGGUUGUCAGGCAGUCCCCUUAAACGGGAUAGCUGGAUAAGGUAAGUAUCCUGGGCUGCAGGGGCUGCAAAUCAUUUUAAGUUUAAGUCCAGUUUGUGCUGGACGGCAUAGUACGCUGUAACGUACAAGUCACAUGCAGGGAGAUGUGACUAGAGCUGUAUAAGCAGAGUGAUUCCACUUUUAAAUGGCAAUGAAUUGAGCAGUGACACUGCAGAGACAUGAUCUAUAUAACAAAACUGCUUCGUUAAGCUCAAAGUUGUUUUGGUGCCUGUGUGUAUGUCUGGGAAUUUGUGUUUGUCAGUGAAUGUGUGUCUGUCAGUGAGUGUGUGUGUGUUGUUCAGUGUGUGUGUCAGUGCAUAUCUGAGUGAUUCUGUGUGUCUGUCAGAUUGUGUCAAAUCAGUAAUUGUGUGUGUCUGUCAGAUUGUGUCAAAUCAGUGCGUGUGUGAGUAUGUGUGUCUGCCAGUGAGUGUAUGUCAGUGUAUCUGAGAGUGUGUGCCGGUCAGUGAGUGGGUGUGUCUGUGUGUAUGUCACUCAAUGCAUGUCUUUAACGGGAAGAGGUGUGGCCUUGACAGGAAGGGGUGGGGAAACUUUAAAUUAGGGGGUGCCCUAGUUCCGUCAUGCCUAGGCACCUAGUCCGUCAUCCCUUUAAGAUAUUUUUGUAUUGAAAAAGUAGCCCUUAAAGUCCUUAUAUUAUAUGUGUAUAAUUAUCUGGUACAUUCUGUGCUGUAAAACUAGUUUUUCUUCUUUUCUGUUUUUCAGGGGGGGCUGUGCUAGAUUAUUCUGUACUUGCUUUCAGUUAUUCUGGAUCCUAUUUGGCAAGUUUUUCUUCUGCUCCUGACCAUGUGCUUACACUCUGGUAAGUCUAAAUAUCAAGAAAAAAAAAACUACUCGUGAGCCUAAUACCCAGAAAGAUCACAUUAAAGGAACACUAUAGGGUCAGGAACACAAACAUAUAUUCCUGACCCUAUAGUGUUUAACCCACCAUUUAGGUGGCUUGCCCUCCUUAGCCCCCCCCUAUAAAAGUUUAAAACUCACCUUAUUUCCAGCCCUGCAAGGGUCUGCCAUUGCUGGCUCUGCCCCCCUUUAUGCCAAAUCGUCAUGGGGGAGGGGCCAAAUGCCAUUUUGGCAUAUCAGGACCUCCUCACAGAGAUGCUUUAAAUCAAUGCAUCUCUAUGAGGAAAAUUCAGCGUCUCCAUGCAGAGCGUGGGGACGCUAAACAGCAGGGCUGCUUUUUCAGCAGCACUGACCCAGGAACCACCUCCGUUGGCCAUCUAAGGCAGUGUUUCCCAACCCAGUCCUCAAGGCACACAUACCAGUCCAGGAUUUAGGGAUUACCCAGUUGUGUCUAAGGUGUUUUUACAAAGAAGAAAAAAAACACCUUAGACACAACUGGGUAAUCCCACUGGGUUGGGAAACACUGAUCUAAGGAGUGGCCACUUGGAGGUGUCCCUAGAGACAAUGUAAACACUGCCUUUUCUCUGAAAAGGCAGUGUUUGCAUGAAAAAAGCCCGAAGGGAACUAUUAUACUCACCAAAACAACAACAUUAAGCUGUAGUUGUUCUGGUGACUAUAGUGUCCCUUUAAUAUAUAUCACAGUUCAAAGACUCACACAAUAAACAUUGUUGACAAACAUCUUCACAAUUCUCUCUUGUGCAUUUCCCUGCUGGCUGACAUACAGGUCUGACAGCAGUUGACUCAUUACCUACCUACAAAAUGAGAAGCUGAUAUGCGGACGCCGGCUGGGGAGGGAGGCAGGAGAGUACCCGGGGAGCUCUAGCCAGCAGCUCCGCCGGGUUCCUCUCGCAAGGUCAUAGCGUUACCGCGAUUACCACGGCAACGCUCAGAUCUCGCGAGAGUGAACUCUAGCCCUGCAGGCUAGAAAAUAUUGAAUUCAAUGCAUUUCUAUGAGAAGCAAUUGAGUAGAUGCACACGCAGCACUCAACGCGCACAUCCAUCUUGUUCCCAGUGAUCUUCCAUGAGGAUCAUUAGAUUGGGCAGUUGUGAAGCCUCCACAAUAAUGUUGUAAGAGGCAAAGUGGGUAGCAACAUCAAGGGAGUCUCAGCAGUGGAAAAUGGUAAGAUAAACAUUUUUUUAUUCCUCACAGGGGAGCCCUAAUUCUAUAGCAUUAGAAAAACAUGUUUGUAUUCCUAACGCAAUAGUGUUAGUAGUCCUUUACAGCUCGGUGAGCAAUAUAGUUUCUAUACAUGUGGUGUGCCAUUGUCAGUGUACACUGAUAUAAUCAACCUUGAGCACAAAUUCUCAUUGGGUACUUUAUGGAACCAUGCAAAGCUACCUAGCUGAAUUAAGUUGGUUUGUAUUAAUUGGAAAAUUAUGUGAUUAAUGUAUUACUUGUAGGAACUGGCAGGAAGGCAUUCCUCUGUGCAGCAAGUCAGAAUCUAAUGACACCUUUACCAACUUGACCUUUAAUCCUAUGAACAUGCUCCAGUUGUGUUCUUCCAGUGAGUCGUCUCUUCUCGUUUGGAACAUUGAAGUGUGUGACACUGUGUAUCGUCUAAAAGCACUGUAAGUAGAUUUUACUAUAUAUUGUUAUUCCAUCUUCGGAGAAAGGUAUUGCUGAGCAUUGUAUACCCUAUUUAGAGCACACCAGAGAAAUUGUGCUUUAAUGAGACUAUAACCUGAUCAAUAUUUGGAUUCAAUAUAAAUGACUUGUUUUUAUGCUGUGGAAUAAAUACACUGACCUCAGUUAACCUUAGUUAUAGAGGUUUCAAGAGUCAUGUUUAGCAAGUGUAGCGAUAUAAUUGGAACAUGGGUCAUUUAUUGAAAUUCUUGCAAUGACAUUUUGUUUGGGGGGGGGGAAUUAGUUACUAUUGAACAUAUAAUGAGAUCAGCGCUGUAAUCCAAGGCAGAUAUGCGAGUAAAAGAGACAUGGUUACAUGUACCAGUUUAGAGAUUCAUUGUGGUCAAAGUUCAAGUGUACCGGCUCCAUGAACGAUCACUGUGCCUACAGACUAAUAAACAUUUUAAUAAUCUAAAAAUGAAAAACCAGUGUGGACCUGAUCAACUCCCAGCAAUGUUGCUGAAGCUCAGUGUGCCGGCAAUUGCCAAAUCAGUCACAACCCUAGUUAACGAAUCCUUGGUGUCUGGAUACAUACCCAAACUUUGGAAGCAAGAGUAGUACGUAUCCAUAAGAGUGGUGAUCAUACUUUGGUAUAUAACUAACAAUCAAAAUCAUUGCUCCCUGUAUUGUCAAAAAUCUUGGAAAAAUAAGUUCCCACGCACCUAUGAAUAUUAUCAACAACCAAACUCUCUAUUCCCUGAUCAAUCAGGCAUUUGUCUAAAUUGAUAAACUACCACUGCCCUCUUAAAAGUUUGCAACCACCUCCAACCUGGCAUGGAACAAAGAGACCUAACUGGAGCUAUUUUCCUUGAUAUUUCCAAAGCUUUUGACACAGACUAUAGCAUUCUAUUGCAAAAACCUAAAAACUCAGGUAUUGGUGAUUGUCCAUUAACCUGGUUUCAGUUGUAUGUAUCGGAUCGAAUGCAAUUUGUGUCCAUUUCUGACAGUGCCUCCCUCUCCUGGUCACAAGUGGUGUUUCCCAAGGCUCCCUACUUGGCCCACUACUAUUCACAUUAACCGUACACAUGUACACAGACGACACCAUAAUCUACGCUAGCAAACCAAACGUUUUGCAGAUUGAGGCUGUGCUCCAAGUCCAGUUUUCAGAGAUAGAAAAGUGGAUUGCAGAUAAACUUUUCCUAAGCACAGACAAAACUGUCACAAUGAUCUUCGGCACAGUACUUAAAUUGCAUAAAUUAAAAAAUUUACAGCUAUGCAUUAAAACAAAAUCAAAUAGUACACUAAACACAGUUCACUCUUUCAAAUAUCCAGGUAAGUUGCUAGACCCCAAUCUAUCUUUUGGCCUCCACAUGAAAAAUCUUGCUAAUGCCAGUCAUUGAAUAUGGGGAUGUAGUGUAUGCACCUCUGCUGCAAACCCACCUUCAUAAACUUACUAUGUUGUAUAACUCGAAAUGAUCCAGCAUUGUGACAUGUUAAAAGAGCUAAACUGGCUAUCGUUUGAAUCGAGAUGCCCCCUCCAUCUUUCGAGUCUUGUGUUUAAGAGCUUUUUCUGGGAAGCUCCCACCCUAUCUGAAAAGAAUGCUCUCUCCGACCUUUCCCACCUCCUAUAAUCGCCAAUCCCGUACAAGCACUUUAUAUAGUAUACCACAUUACGAAACGAAAGUAGCACGAUCCUCGUUUUCAUACAUGGCACAACCUCCCAGACACAAUUGCCGUAUUUGUUGGUGUUUAAGACGCCCACAUGUAUAAGACGACCUCUUUUUUUUUUUAGCCCAAAAAUAAGAAAAUCAGUAUUUUAAACAUCAAAUAGAACAACUUCGAUAUUUUAGAGGUGACUUCUGAGGAGAACUACACACUUCUGAUUCUCAUGCCUCCCUUGAGCUAUGGCACUCUGUGAAGUUAAGGGUUCCAUAGUACAUGCUGGGAGACAGCAGGUGGUGUGAGGACAUGCUGGGACAUCACAUCAGUAUUCCCUCUGCUUCAUGAUCCCCAUUUCCUCCACCAUAAAUAUAAAUCAGAGAGCAAGACCUACCUGAGUUAGAGCAAAACUUAAUAUGGCUGCUCCUUUUAUGGUGUGGCAUGUCUCUAGCGCUCCAUUGGUGGUAAGUGCUAACAUCUGCUGCAGCUCCCACGCAUAUAGGGACCUCUUCCUCCUUGCCACAGCAUUCAGAAGUGGCUCACGUGAUAAUACAGACCUGCUCUCACUUUGGGGCUGCGGAGCUGGCAGACCAGGUGAGUAAGUCCGCGGGAGGGAGACCAGGUAUGUGUGUGGGCUGUGGCACACUGAAACGAGCCAGGCGCACAAGUGUUUUUUUUCUGCAGAGACAUUUCAUGUAUUUGACAACCCCCAAUUUUACACGGAAAAAUACGGUAAAUCUUCCUCCACCCUCAAUUCCAUUAAGACAUCCCUGUCAAAUAUCUCAGUACAGAAUGCACCUGUAAUCAUGAUUUAUUAUAUGUCAUACUUGUUCUGUGUUAAAUGUAUAUAAAUGUAUAUAUGUAUUUUAAUAUUAUUUUGUACUUUUAAAAUUAUAAUGUGUAUUUUAAUAUUACUUUUUUAUAUAUAUAUUAUGCUGUACCUUGUUGUAACAAUGCAACGUUUGUAGGGCCAGGACAUACGCGAAAACAAGAAAAAUCUCAAUGUAUCCCUCCUGGUAAAAUAUUUAAUACAUAAAUAAUAUAUUGAUAGCUCACAGGCAUAAAGGACAAGUUGUCCCCUCACAUUUAUGUUUUGACUUUUGCAAAUAAACAUGUUAAUAAUUUGGAUUCAAGUGAAAUAGCUUAGUUGGUUAAUGUACUGACUUGAAUACCUGAUCAAACAUUAGAUGUUCAACCCAUUCUUUCAUUGUAGAGGGACAAUGUGUACCACUGCUUUAGGUAAAAGUAACAUCUGCUGAUCAGCUUACAGUUCAGAUAAGCUGGAGAUGUAUGCAAUGCAUUGGCAAUCCAAUUUGACUGAAGAAACUUCUAUAGAAGCAGAUAUUACCAUACAAUCUAAGCAGCAUGCUCAUUCCUGCUGCCUCCACCCUGUUUAAUUUCUACGCCCCAUAUUAUAGUUUUUGCUAAACACCUUACGGGAAGCUGUAUAUUCUUUAUGUGGGUAAUCAUGUGGUUUAUCCUUAUUCAUUUUCCUUUACAGACCAGUCAACCUUCCCAAUGAAGAUGGUACAAUGGCCAUGGAGGAUAAAAAUGUUGAUGCUACCAUUUAUGAAUCUUAUGGUGGGCUCGUCCUACCAAUCUCUGCCAUUGCCGGCUUAGUGGAUGAUAGUGCACUUAGGUUCAUUGUAAGUGAAACUUGUCUUUUAGUUUUAAUUUUUCUUAAUAAGAAGUUAAGCCUUUAUUUCAUUACCUUAAUAUUUCAUAGCCAGGGCACCUGAUUUCUCCAACCACCAUGACCACUUCUGCUUUUAGAAGAGAUCAAGGUGGAAGAAAUCUGUAUGGGCAGCGUUUCUGCUUGAAACUCUUCACAUACAGAGAUAUUUGUGUCAGUGGCUUGUUGCACCCCUAUACACAUGAUUUAGGCAACACGGAACCCUGCCUAAUGUCAAUUCAGUGCAAAAUAAUACCUCUGUCAUCAGUGCACUGGCAACAGAUGUGGUCAGUUUCUUCCUUCCAGGCAGUGUGCAGGCAAAGGGAAGCUUGGUCUUCCAUCCUCCGUGCAGUCACUCCACAUGCACUCAGAACUUGUGAGAAAGGUCCAAUCAAUUGCUUCUAUGAGAAAAAUGUGAUUGGACCGCGCAAGGGAAGCUGCCUGUGAUGUCAGAGAAGGUGUGGAAAGUAGCUCUAAGUACUUCACUCGCCACUGGAUUUCAGAUAGAUUAACACUUAAUUUGCUGCUUUUUAAGAAAGACUCAUUAGUAAAAAGGUUUGGAGUAACCCAUUAAGUUAAAAAACAUGUUUACCAUUGUCCCCUUGACAGAGCAUCUGCAGAUUGUCCAGCCAUUUUCCAAUUUCCCACGUGCAGCAGAGUCAAGAGCCUAUGUGCACAGAUUGUAUGUACCUUCUAUUAGCUAGAGAUUGGUAGGCCAAGGGUAAGCAAGGAUUAAAGCAUAAAUCUGAUAUCCUGGUUGCUAUUGUUAAUUUAUCGUAUUCUUGUUGUCUUUCAUCCUAACAUCCCUUCAUCUAAUUAAAACUUUUGUUUUCUAAUAGAUCUCCUUAUUUGCAACAAAGGGACACUCCAGUCCCUUGCUGGAGUGCUUUAUGUAUGAAAAGUGUGUCCUCUUUUUUUAAUUUUACAAAAAGUGCAGAUUUCAAUAGAAAUGAUCGUUUUUAUAAAUUAACCUUGUUACGCCUUGAGUGUCAAUCCUAGAAUUGGUUCUGCUACUUCCUGGUUAGUUUAGGUCAGUGUAGCUAAACUCUUUUUUUUUUUUUUUUUUAAGCUAUUGUUCUUGUUUUACAUCUGUUUUUUGCUACAUUUGCCCUUUCCUAUUCUUAUUACAUCCUGCAGUAGCAGAUACAAGUGCCCACCCCCAGCAUAAAGAGUGCUGAUUGAGUGACCAGCACCAUCUAGAGAACCUUCCGAUGCUAUGUGGCUCCAAAUCAAGGGGCUGUCCUCAUUAUUAACCUCAUGCUGUUGGUAUUGAAAGUGCAGCAACAAUGAUGAACAGUGUUUACUAUGGCUGGCAGUAACUGCCAAGUAACUAGGGCUUGUAGUGAGUGCCAGGGAUUACAUCAAUUCCUUCUGUUUCACUGCUACAGUGAAUAUAAAUCAAGAACUGAUUUUGCCAUAUAAAUUGUAACAACUGAUACCCAUGCUAGAUGCUGUUAGUGCUAUUCUGGCUUAUUUACCUACCAUUGCAACUUCCCUCUGACAUUCUGGGUAACUGCUGUAUAGUACACGUUUAGACAUUUAAUUUCUUUCACAUAAUUUGAAUAUUGCAAAACAGAUUGAGUAAACAGCUUAGAUAACUACAGACAAAUAAAAGAUGGAAAAAAAACUUAAAGGAAGAGCAGAUAAUGUACAACGUUUCUCAAUCAAUGGAAACCCUUGGAUGGCAUAAGAAGUUGAGUCUAUAACGAAGCUCCAUACAGCUAUACAGGGCAAAGUACAGUGUAUGUUUAAGGGAGUUUAGAGUUCCCGAGACACUCAAUAAUGGCAAAGGGUGAGUAUGUAGUUCAUGGGGUGAUCAUUGUGUGUAGAGGAUCUCUUUAUAUGUUUCAUACAUUUAAUCAUGUAACCUAUAUUCAAGCUUAUAAACCAAACAAACAAAUAUCAUGGCAGAGAUAGAGGCGAACAGUGGAUUGUAGUUGUUACAGAGUUCGGUACUCAGCCUAAGUAUCUCUGUUAAUAUCCCUCCUUUUCCUGCAGGACACCUCCAGUGAUUAUAUUAGCUCAUAGCAGCUCACCAAACACCAGCCAAGACAUAAUAAAGGGUGAAAAUAAAAGACACUUUAUUUAGUUCAAGUGUAAAAAUGAAUACACUGACCCCCAGCAUCAGGUCCUUAACAGAACAAUGGUAACCCCACCUGGGAAUAAACUGGAUCAAACACUGCUAAUUCAAUUAACUCCUAUGUACAGGCAUUUAAUACAAUUAUCCCCUAAACAUGUUGAACCACAUAUUGCUAAUUCGAUUAACUCCCAGGCCCUAAAUACAAUUAUCCCCCAAGCAGUGGCGGAACUAAUAUAGAGAGGGCCCCGGUGCAAGAAAGUUUUUGAGCCCCCUUCAUUGCAAGAGUGGACAAAAGGUAGCUCCUCAUCUGUCGUACAUAUCAAACGAUGCUAUGUCAGCUAGAAAUCUACCAUUUUCACAUCCUUGCAUGGUUAUAUUUGAAAUACACACACAUACUGCACACAUGCACACACUGACACACAGAUACACACACAAACACUUACUGAUAUAUGUACACACAUACUGACACAUGCACACACUGUCACACAGAUACACACACAUAUACUGACACAUGCACACACAGAUAUACACACAGACUGUCACAUGCAUACACUGACAAACAGAUACACACACACACAUAUACUAACACAAGCAUACACUGACACAGAUACACACACGCCUACUGACACAUACACCCACAGAUACACACAUACACAAACACACAUACUGACACAAAGAUAUACACACAUACUGGCACAUGCACACACUGACAUACACAAACACACAACUUGACAUACAAAUAAAUACAUACAUGUUAUAAGUAUCCUGUUAGUUAACAUAUCUUUGGUGCUCCAGACCCUACACUCCCAUCAAGCCCAACCAGCAGCAGACCCCAAGCAAGCCAGCCUGAUGUUUAUAUCUCUAGGAGGUGGCUUGCUUGGGGCCUGCUGUUGGCUGGGGUUUUGGGAGUGUGGGGUCUGGAGCAGCUCUCUGGUUGCUCCUCUUCCCACUGCUGCCUGUUGCGCCGCCCUCUCUCCCUCCUGCACGGUACUCCAAACCCAUUGUUUCCAGCCCAGAGUAGUAUUUGUCACAGUAAUAAUGAUAGAUAAAUAGAUAGACAGACAGACAAAAUAAGGUACAAAAAAAGUGUCCACACAAUGUUAAACGUGACUACUCUCACAACCAGUGAGAAAAGUACAUAAAUAUACUCAGAAUUUUCCCUUAAUCCUAUAUGCCAUGUAGAUAGCAGACAAAAAAGAAAAUAGAGAUGAGGUCGAUCCUAAAAAAAUGCAAAACAACACAUAAUGUUGCAGUAUAAUUUACAGUUACUAAAUGUAGGCAUUUUAAUAUUGUAAACACAAAUAGAGAAUGAGAGAGAGCCUUGUAUAUAAUUAAUGCAAGAGCUCUGCACUAUUGCAUUGCAUUUAGUUUUAUUAGACAUUUUCAUGGCCCCUUUUACAGGAUGUACGAUCGAUUGAAAGAACACUAAAUUAAUUUUAUAUAUAUAUAUAUAUAUAUAUAUAUAUUCAUUCUCAAUUUGUGAGUAAAACAUUAAAGGGACACUAUAGUCACCUGAACAACUUUAGCUUAAUGAAGCAGUUUUGGUGUAUAGAACAUGCCCCUGCAGCCUCACUGCUCAAUCCUCUGCCAUUUAGGAGUGAAAUUCCUUUGUUUAUGAACCCUAGUCACACCUCCCUGCAUGUGACUUGCACAGUCUUCCAUAAACACUUCCUGUAAAGAGAGCCCUAUUUAGGCUUUCUUACUUGCAAGUUCUGUUUGUUUAAGAUUUUCUUAUCCCCUGCUAUGUUAAUAGCUUGCUAGACUCUGCAAGAGCCUCCUGUAUGUGAUUAAAGUUCAAUUUAGAGAUUGAGAUACAAUUAUUUAAGGUAAAUUACAUCUGUUUGAAAGUCAAACCAGUUUUUUUUUCAUGCAGGCUCUGUCAAUCAUAGCCAUGGGAGGUGUGGCUAGGGCUGCAUACAGGGCCGGUGCAAGGAUUUUUGCCGCCCUAGGCAAAAGAAGGAUUUGGAAUGUAGUGUAUAGGGAUACCAGUUUGUGUAGGUGAUGCAGUGUGUUUGUGUGUAGUGGAAGCAGUGUGUGUGUGUGUAUAAGGGAUGUAUUGUGUGUUUCUUGUUGUGUGUAAGGGAUGCAUUGUGUGAAUCUGUGUUUGUAUGCAUAAGGGAUGCAAAGUGUGUUUCUGUGUAUGUAAGGGAUGCAGUGUGUGUGUCUGUAAGGGGUGCGUUGAGUGUGUGUAAGAGAUGCAUUGUGUUUCUGUGUGUAUGUGUAAGAGAAGCAGUGUGUGUUACGUUCUCAUCUCCCAUCAUCUCCCCCAUCAUCUCAUCUCCCAUCAUCUAUCCCCCCAUCCAUCAUCUCAUCUCCCUCCCAUCAUCAUCAUCUCCCCUCCCAUCAUCUCACCUCCCCCAUCAUCUCCCAUCAUCUCAUCUCCCUCCCAUCAUCUCCCCCCCCCGUAAUCUUCCCCCCCCACCCCACUGAGUGUGCACUUCCUGUCAUUCCGGCCGGGUCGCGGACCGGAAAGGAGCUCGGCCACGCUACAGGGCAGGGGAGGUGAGGCACUGCGGCAGCCGCCUGAGCGCUCUCUAUAGAGCGCUCAGGCGGCUGCAGAAUUUAAAGGGCCGGCGAUGGGGGCGCAGGGCGCCCCCUCCUAUAUGGCGCCCUAGGCGGCUGCCUAGUUCGCCUUAUAGGAAGCGCCGGCCCUGGUUGCAUAAACAGAAACAAAGUGAUUUAACUCCUAAAUGACAGUGAAUUGAGCAGUGAAAUUGCAGGGGAAUGAUCUAUACACUAAAACUGCUUUAUUUAGCUAGAGUAAUUUAGGUGACUAUAGUGUUCCUUUAAGAUAGACAAAUAGAUGUGCAUAGUUUUUACAAAGAAAUUGAUUAACCAGUUGUAGAGAUGUUCUGGGAUAACAUUAAAAUGUGAUUUAUAUUAUCUAUUAAAUAUGCCUAACAUUAAUAAUCUUUAUCUUUUUAUUUAGCCAAAGGAAAAAAGGAAACCUGUGGUCCAGCCUAGUUUCCAUUGCUGGAGUUCAACUUCUGAUAUAUAUUUGGGUUGCAAAGGAGGACAGCUGCUAAGUAUCAACUCGGAAACUCGGAAAGUCACUAUCCUGAGCCAAAAAGAGCCUUCUUCCUCUGGUAAUAACUCAAUGACCAACUUCAUUUAUUUAGGACUUGUACGAGAGGGCAUUGUAAUGAAUGGAUAUGUGACCUAUAAAUUAUAAGCAAACUUGAAGUUUUUUUAAGUGCAAGUUUUAUUUUACUUUAAGAACAAUCACUCGCUUCACUGGUGGCAGACCAAACUAUUUUAUGUGGCAGCCUUGGCUACAACAUUUUUAAAAUUCUUUCUCUGUGAUCUCAGAUAGUCAACUCCCCUGAGCAUUUAUCGAUAGCAUAUAAUCUACCCUGUGCAAUAUCACAUGACAUCUCUUAUAGGAAGACACUACAGUCCAUUACAGCAAAUACACUUGGGCCUUAAUUUAAUAUUUGCAAUAGGCUUUUUAAAUUAUUUAAUAUUUUUAUACAUACUUAUUAAAUUAUCUUUCCAAAAUAUUAAAAUAUUAAAUAAUAUAUGAUAUAAAAAAUAUAGAUAUAUAUAUAAAAAUAUUAAAAUGUAAAAGUUUAUCCAAAAAUAUUAAAUGAAGGCAUUUUCUAACGUAAAGACGUAUGAUAACCAUCUGCCUCCGUUGACCACCCCUUAACAAUUACUAUUAUUGAUAUAGCGCCAACAUAUUCCACAGUGCUAUACUCAAGGUAAGCAAAACAUUAAAUUCUAACAAAGCACGUAUGACGUCCAGGAAUAGUGGGUUAAGAGGACCCUACCAAAAUAAGCUUACAAUCUAGGAGAGCAUAGGGAGGGAUCAGAACGAUGUUUUGUUUUUGUAGAAAAUAAAGUGGGAGGAGAGGAAUGCACGUUAAUGUUUCAUAUGCCAAUGCUGUAUUUACACUGUGCUGCGGAAUGAAUUGUCGCUAUAAAUGCCAACGAUAAUAAUAAUAAUAAACUGCAUAUUUAUAAAUAUAAUUAUUUUUCAGAAGAACAGCUUAUCAAAGCUUUCCGUGAAGACAGCAUAAAGACAAUGGCACUUCAUAAAAAUGGACUAUACAUAGCUGGCAUGGUGAGAGCCUGUAUAAUAUUGUGCAUAGGAUUUGCAAUGAGUCCUAAAUACAUUUACAAAAAGGGAGAACAGUGCACUUGCUUUAAAAGGGCAUUAAUUCCACAAGAGUUCUCCAGACAAGGAGGUUAAGUUCCCUAAGUUUUCCACUGGAAAUAUUUACAAAUGCCCAAACAUAACCGAUGGUUUCUGAAAGUAGUCUUUAUUUGGGACAAAAAAGUGUAAAAACAUUCAGCUCUUACAUGAGCCUUUGUCAAAACAAAAAUGGCAAGUGAAACAACCAACAUAUAUAUCAACCCUAAUAACAAUAAAGCGGCAAUAAUUUGAUAUCAUUAAUUAAAUCAUUUAACUCACACAAUCAGAAGGGAGGGAGGGAGUGUAGUUACAGUAUGUGGCUAUGGGCAAGGCAUUAGGCUUUAUAAAUGCAAUUAAAAUACAGUCCAUUUCCAGGAACAUUAAUUGGGACAUAUCUAUGUUAUGCAAAUGUGACCUAGUAUCCUUCUAUUAUAUUUGCAUAAUGAUAAAGUGCUUCCCGAUUGUUGGCCAAUAUACAUAACCUUACUGUAUGACUCACGGGAAACCGCUUUUAAUAUGCUGAGUAAGGUGACACUAACUGUUUAAAAUGGUAGCAAGGUGUAUUUGGACAUUUCAAAGACAUAUUGUACUUAAUUUUACUUAACCUUAUGAGUUAUCAUAUUUGCAGCAAUGUAUAGGUAUACAAGUAUAGCUCUCCUGUGUGUUGAAGAAACGGUGCAUCUUUUUCUAUAAGUGUUAGUGAUCAUGCUGUACUGUUAAUAAAUUGACUAAUCUGUUUCACAUUAUAGGAUGGUGUUGUGUGGUUAUGCUCUAUAAAGGGUUCUGAGUUUAAAGUGCAAGAAUGCUUGGAUGCAAAAGAGCCCAUCGACAGCAUUGAUUUUUCUGCAGAUUACAAAAUACUGUCAGUUGCAACAUGUAAGGUAUGGACCUGCAGAGAAUUGUUUGUUUAUUUAUUUUAUUAAACUAAUUGUUAGCACUAACUAGUAAAAUAUUACAACACCUUAUUCAGGCAACACCUUAUUCAGGCACUUUUGUUUUACCAUUUCAUUUAAAGGGACGCUUCAGGCUUUUUAAAAUGAAUUAACUAGAUCAUACUUUAAAAAUAUAUCCAAAUUUACAUAGUAAAAGUAAUGAAGCACGAAGACACUAGUCAUCGUUGCAGUUUGUGUAUUUGGUGUAAAUCUACAAAAAUGGCCUCUUCUGCAGUGAACUCUGCCCAGACCUGGUAGGAAGUGAUUAUGAUCCUUUUAGCUGUCUGUGGCAGUAUUCCCAUUAGUGCUUUAUGAGUCCUGCUGUCAGAUGUCACUUAAUUGCAGCACUAUAACUCUUGGAAUAAGUUUCCUUUAAUCAGAUACAACUGUAUUAUUCGAGCCUAGACAUAAUCUGUAAUAGUUGGGAGAGAGAGCAGAAAUAUGGGCUUGUGGAGCAAAACUGCUAUUAGUAAAACACAAAAAUUCCUAACCUAACUAAUCCUAACUGAACCUACAUAGUAUGUAAUGUGCAAGACUGGAGUAGUGUUAUGUUACACUAAAGUGAGAAUUAGCCGUAAUUCAAAUGAAUUCAAACUGAAUUUCAAAUUUCAGGGGAGAGUAGCCAAAUUCGAAGCAUAUGGGACUUUGAGAAUUUUUAUAAAUAACCAUGAUAGAGUGCUAGAUGUGCUCAGUGGAAAGAAACUGAACUGGUGGUUUACAGUAAAUGUUUGACAGUUUAUAUGGCUCUUUAAGAAGCAAAAAUAUACAUUGCAACAUUACAAAAAAAAAUAAAGGUUUUCUUAUCUAAACCAGAAAUUGUGGAGAAUUGACAAAUUAAUUGUAAACUUAAAGCCAGUGUAGACAAGCUGGUAGCAUAGCUAAAUUGGAGAAUGUUUCCGGGUUAUCUUUUUUGUCCUAAAAUGUGAAAUCCCCUUCUCAAUUCUCCACAUUUCGUGGUUUGAUAAAUAAAUGCAUAUGAAACAAAUGUGCUCAGGUUUGCUUGACAUACUAUAUACUGUGAAUUAAUUUAGGGAGAUCUUUAAUAUAGUGCUUGGUAAGUAGUAGAUCCUUAUGCCACCAGCAGUAGUGGUAUAAAUUCUUAGUCCAUGCUAUGUUUAUCUUAUUGUCGGCUGCUUUACUGCUCUUUUGGGAGUCUAUAAAACACUGUUCUGCAGCAUUAAACCUGUUGGAAGCGUUAAUAAUACUUUAUAAUAGUUCUAAAUCGUGGCAUAUUCUUUCUUUUUAAAUUAGCGAUGAUAGUACACAAUGUUCUGUUGAAGUUAUAGUGGGCGUAUGUAGUGAUGGUAGUCUAUUGGCAUGUGGAAUAUGCCACGAUGCUUAUCCAGGUGCUAGGCUCGUUUAGGAUCAUGUGGAAUUUCGUUAUUGAUAGGCCUUUUAAAAUAUUGACAAGUGGAUUUUUACAUUAAUAUGUACACAUUUGAUGUUCUGUUGCUAGGGAACACUAUACAUCCAUGACACAAGCAGAACAGAAGAAACACAAAAAAUAUUAAGUGUAAACAACGAGGACUUGCUUGCAGCUGACUUUUUGACGUCUGGAAAUAAAUGCUACUUGGUGAGUUGCCGUUUUGUUUUAUCUUUGGAAUUCUGACUUUUUUGACUGUGAAAUAUUGGUUGCAACUGAAAGUGGAAAAGAAGACCUUCUCAGCCAACCUGUAAAAAAGCAAAAAUAAAGAGAGGGUCAAACAAAGACCCAAAAUAAUAAUUUCAAAUUUGAUCAAGUUUACGUAAAGUUUUGAUGAAAACAUUAGCUUUUGAUGCAAGGAACAAAACAACAUUUUCACCCAUAUAUUACAUGAUCUGGCUGUCAUGGCAAAGGGCAGAUCAUGUUUUCAAAUCCCAUUGUACACAGUGUACGAUGUCACACCUUGCAGAAGUUGCAGUAAAAACAAACUUUUUUCACUGUGUUACUGAUACUGAAAAGCUGGACUCCUACUAUCAGUGCAAAACUAGGGACAUAUCCCAUCCUGCCUGUGAUUGCCCAAUAUGCCCUCUUCUGGCAAACAAACUCCAGUUAUGCUAUUUUUCCAUGCUCUUUUAUUUAGUCCAAAAAUUUACAGUUCUCUUCCUGUUUAGUAAAUAAACUAUAGGAGAUAUUUGUGUUGAAAAUAAUGUAUAUUUAUUUUUGAAUUACAGAGCAUAGGGGUAUCAGGAGAACUGCAAGUGUGGUCGGUUGAGGAUGGAACAAGGCUUGGCACUCUCAAUCUCAAUAUACAGGUAACUAACACUUAAUACAUUACAUUCUGCAAGACAAUCCUAGGUGUUUGCCAAUCAGCAUACCAGGCAAUAAACCUUAGAGUUCUCAAAUGCAAGAUGUCUUUCACUGCUUACAUAAAUAAUGUAUUUGAAAGGUUUAGAUCAGAAAUUAUCAAGACAAACUGUAUAGUAAGAGGAAGCACUAACAUACAUCAUAUUUUUCUUUAAGGCAACGUGUAUGGCAUGCUGCCCUUCGUCCCAUUAUGCAGUUGUUGGAAGCAGUGAUGGACAUGUCUAUUUCAUUGAUGUUUCAAGACCACAAGCUCCUCGGAUUGUCCAAAGAAUCACACUUUAUCAUGUUCCUGUAAAACACCUACAGUGAGUCAUGGUAGCUCUGCGUGGGGAGGCUGAUCAAGAUAAAGUGCUUGACAAAUUUACCAUUCUCUGGGUGUCUCGCAGUUUCCCUGAGAUCCAUUUCAACUGACCUCAGUGAGAGCUCAGAUCAGAAGAGUUUUUCAAUGUAAUAAGGAUUGAAUCACCGGACUCCAAUGUUGAAUCCUUGAGUUAAUAAACCAUUGGCAGUUUACAGUAUUAUUAACGUUAUUUGUGUGGUGACCUUUUUUCCAAAUGUUGAAAUAAGUAAAAUGAAAGGAUAUCUGUCAUGCCAGGUACCACUAAUAUUCUUUUUAAAGAGAAAUACAUUCUAUCUCUACAUUGUGCUAGCAGAUUUAUUAGUAAAUCUAUAGAUCUGGAGCAAAACAGGGGUUUUAAUAAUAGGGUUUUCUCCCACCUGUUAAUCAAUUCUUCAGCAUAGACUUUAUGCCAAAUAUUUGAUUGCCAAGGGAGAGUGGCAGAGAACCACCUUCUGCUCUCCGUGUAUAGAAACCACAGCACAUGCCGUGGCAUUGGUGAGUUCGGUAAUGACAGGUUCCUUAUAAAUGCAAGCAUUCACAUUUUUUCCUGACUGCGGCUUUUGACACUGUUGGUGAUUUUCUUAUACUUCAAAUGCACAGAGAGAAUCACAAGCUUACCCAAAAUCAACCCUGAAGUCCACAACUGUAGAACUACAACUCCCAUGAUGCUUUGGCAGUCUCAAAACUGUAAGGGCAUCGGUGAAGUUGUCGUUCUCUAGCUAGUUAUCUCACCUAUAAAUAUUGCAAUCCUAUACGUUGGACCUUUUUCAUCACGGGACUGUUGUUACUGACAAUUUCUAAUAGAACCUCUUUUUCAUAGUUUUGACCAAGAAGGGAGAUUUCUUCUGAGCGGAGCAGCUAAUGGACAAAUAUUUAUUGUAAAUGCAAAACCAUCCCGUUCAUUUCUUGUUCUUGGAUGCAUAGGUAAGUAAGCAUCAGUGCACUUUUACAUAUGUUUUGCUAAAGUGACUAUUACUAUUCUAAUGCCAUUAAUAGUUAUAUGUGGCAGAAAUCAUAUAACUUAUUGAGUUGUUGAAUUAACUCUUUGAGCACCGGAGGUUUAUAUAUCUACCAUUAAAAGGAAAAUGAUCAUGUUUUAUUGAAGGGACACUUUAAGCAGCAUCAGAACUACAGGCACUUGAUGUCAUUCCAUCGUUCUGUAAAACCUCAGAUUUACCACAGAUUAGGAAAUCUGAAGUGUCCCCUUUCUCACCAUAUUGCCAAUGUAAAAGCAAAGUUCCCAUUUUUGGCAGUAUCAGUUCUGCCCAUAUUUGGAUUGCAUUCAUUUGUCAAAUGUGUCAAGUGAUACACUCAGUGAGUGAAUAUUAUCCACGUUUGGACAAAAUUGAUACUGCUAAUAGAAGUCUAACAUUCACAGUAGCAAUACUCUGAAUGAUGGUCUGGUGGAUCCUCAGAUUGUGUCAAAUCACUCAAAAUAUCCCAGGGAAUGCCACCUGGACCACACUUGCACCAUAACCAAUAUAGCAAGCAUUUCAAAUUUACAUAUAGCCUAUUUGUAUACUGUUCUUUAAUGCAUACACAUAUAUGUCCAAUGCAUCCCCUAGUUUAUCCAUACUCUAUGGCAGGAGUAGGCAACCUUUGGCACUCCAGAUGUUGUGUAUUACAUCUCCCGUGAUGCGCUUACAGCCAUAAUACUCAAGGGACAUGUCGUCGAUAACAUCUGGAGUGCCAUAUGUUGCCUACCUUGCUUUGUGGGGUGGACAUUUUAAAAUUCUGCUUAUAUUGAAGACAAAGGGAAAUAUGAAUGUCAGAAACCAACUCACUCAUAAUAUCUGAAACCAGAUUAGAAACCAGUGUUGCACAUUAUAUUAUUUCACCUGAAUGAUAAGUCCUCAGUGUUUGCAGCAUGUCAUUGCUGUCCAAGAUUGAUAAUGCAGAUGUUGUUUUUUUACAUUAUCCAUACUGCAGAAGACAGACCAGAUAUUAGGAGCCAACUGUAAGCAAUUUUUUAAGACUCUUUGCACCAUAAACACUGCAAAGAGAUGUAGUGGUUAUGGUGUGUAGAGUGUCCCAUUAACUAAUCAAUUCUGUUCCUUUUUUUAUUACACAUUUAGCAAUUUAUUUCGCUCCUACAGCAUAUGAAUCGCACAUACUAAGGACUGCACUAAUUGUUUUUUCGCAUAGCCCAACAGCAUGUAAGAAUGAUAUGUACCCAUUAAAAUAUGGUGGAUCUGCUAAUUUACACGUGCUCUCUAAUUUCAAUGUGAGUCUACAGAAUGGAAAUAGUUCCCCAUUGAUCGGAAAUAAUGCACAAACUAAUGUUUUCUCAAGUAAAGCAUAUCCUUCAUACUACACAAUUAUUACUCAUUUAUGCAGUUCAGAUCUUAUCUUGGUGAUAAUUUGUUUAUGCCAAAGUAGUGGUUAUGGUGUUAUCAGCCUGUGGUCACUGUCUCUAGGUUCUUUUUUUAAAGAAACUAAAAUAAAAAACAGAAGAUGAUUCAUUAUCACACUGGCAAUAUUAAUUUAAUCCACAUCUGGCAGUUGUUGAUUGACUGAACACAUUGACACUUUCAUCCAAUCAAUGGCAUACAAAUAUGGAUGAAAUAGAUAUUGAUAACGCACAUGUGGAAGUUAGCAAGUUUGACAAUUGUGGGCCAUGCAGACUCCCCAUUUUUGAUCAAACUGCUUAAAAAGCAUUUGAGCAAGAACCCGUGGAUUGUGUCUGCAGUCUUAAAGCACCAAUACCACUACAUCAGUUGAUUGACUGCUUAAUUUUUCUGACUGUUUAAUUCAUCAUUUGGAAGAUAUGACGUUAUUUUGAGUUGUAUAUAGGAUUUUAUUAUUUUGUGCCGGACAUGGUAAAACACCAAAAUAUUUUGUGUUUUGUAAAUUAUGUUUUGUAUUUGUAAUAAUCAAUUAAUUGGUAACAUCAUGUUGCAUCAUGGUAUUCAUUAUCAUUUCACAAUGAAUCUUGUUUGAUCUAACAGUGGCUGGCGGAGACAUUCUGUCCCUUUCUACAAUGAGUUCUGUGGGUACCCAGCAAAUUAAAGCUUUGGCACUUAUCUGCCCCAUGGGAGAGAAUAAUGAAGAGGCUGGAGGAACUCAAUUGGCACUAUUUUCUCUGACAGAAGAUGUCUUUUCAAGUAAGCCUUGUUUGCAACCCAUCAUUGACAGAGGUUUUGUUAUUAACAAUUUUCAUGUGAAAUUGUCCAAAUUUUAAAUGUUUAGCAUCAGUAUGGCAAGGCCAAAAAUGCAGUGCAGCUUCAGCAACAACUUUUAUAAUGUUGAACUAAUUACGGUUGUCCUCUUACCUUAAAUACCACUAACACUAGAGACAACAUAAAAAUAAAAUUAAAAUUAGUUAAACAUAAAUGGUGGUGUAAUAACGUUCCGUUCUUUUGGGUUGCCUGAGCCGUAAAUCAGCAUUGUCUUACUAUUUACUUACAGACCCUGAUAAAUACAGGGAUGAAAGAGGCAUGUUUAAUGACCAGGUGAUUCAGAAGUGUCAAUAUGAAGUGGAAGACCCUCUGUGUUCUGCAGUGUUUGGAAGCGAUGCCAGCUCAGUCUUUGGGUACUGCAGUUUCUCUCCCUUUAUUUACAAAUAUGUGCUCCCAGAGGUAAGUGACACACAUUAUAAGCAUUCUGCUGAUAAUAUUGUCUGUUUACAAUGCAUAAGUAGUCAUCAUUUCAAGUUAUUCUGUUUAUCAGCUCUGUCUUAAUGCCAAGAGCCUUAAUAAGCUGACUCGGCCAGGUGCCAUCUUUGCAGGGAUUUUCUGUUUUCAGUGAAAAAGAUUCUCUCUUCCCGAACUCUUUGGCUCACUCAUUUUGCAAGCCGGCCUAGGAACGAAGUGUGGGAAACCAAUGCACAGAAAUACAGCUCUCACAACAGUGUAACAAUUAACCUCCAAAAACGUGUUUACAAGGUUGAUGUAUACAGCUGUAACACAUGCCGUUAUGCUAUUAAUUACGCUAAUCUCUUUUGGAGAUUGAAGUUCUCCAACUAAGCUAAAUGUACCAGUUAGUAGGUCUCUCACCAACCAAAUGUGAUAAUCACAAAAAAAGAUACUUCUUACUGUGUUUCUCUUGCCGCAAAUCCAUAGUCAAUGAUUCUCCUAAAGUGAUGUCUGCUACACCUUUAGUAUGAGGUAGCACUCAGUGCAUAUUAGUAAGGGACUACUCCAUCUACUGGUCAAAAUAGGGAAUACUCCAAAAAGUAUAAUAAAAAAAUGCCUUAUUAAAUAAGCAAUAAGCAAUCUAUUAUAUCAAAACAAGAUAAUACAUCUUACACAAUAAUAAUUUCCAUAUAGAAAGCCAACAUCUAUCACAGAGUAAUAGUAAACAUAGUAGUACCACAAAUAAGAGAGAGAAAAAAAUAUGAAUAAAUACAAUUUCUUCUGGUCAAAAUGUCUAAUAUUACCUUAAUUAUGUGAAAGAGUAUCAGGAAAUCCCAACGUGUCAGUGCUUGGCCUUUGUCAAGAGAUGUCUGCCUCAACCAGGAACAGACUGAAAUACCUGAAAAAACUGUCAGUCAAACCCUUUUGUCCUAUUAAAUCUAAUUGGAUAACUAUUGCUCAUUCCAGAGUUUGACUUUAGAUUUGUUAAUGUGCCAUAAUUCCAAUAUAUAAAUGAAUGGACUUUACAGCCACAAGCAUAUCCCCUUUUACUUCGUAAUAAUAAAGGACUGUUACUUUUGAAAGAGAAAAAAUGUCUUCCUUACUGGUCAUUCACUUGCACUAAUGAUUUCCAUUCAUUUUCUUGGAAAUGGAAUGUGUUGUAUAAUUGAAUUGGUGUGAACCUAAGUUAAACAACUUGCAAGUCUAUGAGAUAUAAUAAGUGAAUAUGAUUUACUCCAGAAAAUCAAUGGGGAUUUAGUGAACCUACUAACGCCAGAGAAGAAAGUCAGAGGAAGUCAACUUGGACCUGGGUUUCUUUGCUGCUCUCCUCACCACAAGUGGCUGGCAGUGUUUGCAAAAGAUGGCAUGGUAUACCUCCAUGAUUCACAUAACCUGGUAAGUGUUGUUCUUGUUGGUCAGAAAAAAAAGUGGUCUUUGAUAAUUCCUGGUAUCUUCAUGCAAGUUAGUUGAUAGCAUACCUCACUUAAGGUAGAAUCACAGAAAGUUUGAUGUUUAGAGUCUGGUAUUAGGAUCAGUGGGUCACAGAGCUGUUAGAUCAUGUCUAAGUUGUAAUGAAAUAAUAAAUGAUCACUUUAAUAUGUACUAAUUUAUACCUUCUUUUAUGUGUUCCAGGAAAAAUUUGCACAGGCUCAUUGUCAUUCAUACCAUACAGGAGGGAUACAAUCUUUAGCCUUUUCUUUGGAUGGGCUUAGGAUCGUCACCACAGGGAUAGGGGAUGGUGCGCUUGUGUACUUAAGUUGGAAGUGAGUACAAAUCUUCAUGAUUAAAAUGAGGGGGUAAUGGGGUUACAACACUGUUAACUGGAACUGUGCAAACUACACUGCAUCACUUGAUUAACUAUUUUCAUCAGUUGUGCAAUAAGAUUUUCUUAAUCAAUGGAUUUACCCAGUACUCAAUCAAUUGACUCACUUCUCUUUUAGUUUUAACAGCAAUGACGUGUGACUGCACCUAUUACUGCUGCAUUGUGACUGGCCAGUGUUGUGUUCAUACUUAAAAUGCUGGGUAGUUGGUGGGUAGUUAGUGCGUGCAUGAGUGAAUAGUUGUUGUAGUUUGUGUGUGCAUGUGUGUGUAUGUUCUCAAGUCUGUUUGCUUAAUAAUGCAGGAAUUUGGCGCAGUGCUUUAAAAAUAUCUUAAAGUUAUCACCUCGAUAUUCCACGAGGGAGUAAGUGAAAUAUUUCUACUUUUCAAUAAAUACCUGUGACAUUUUGAGAAAUCAAAUAUGUACAAACACUAACUCACUCAGAGGAGCAGGUGUGGUGUGCUUGUAAUGCUAUACAAUCAAGUCACAAAUGGUAACCAUUAAGUGGAUGACAAUCAGUGGAGGUGAAUGAGAUAAGAAUGUAGACAUUCGUGUGUGGCCUGACUCUUCAUGUGAGAAGUCGCAUCUCCAGUGAGCUCCCUAAUAGCUGACUCAAAUACAGCUAAAUAUCCUCAACUAAACUACCCAAAUGGGCAACAAAAUAAAUCUACGGUGCCUUCAGAACCCGAGUACCCGGGCGCAGGCAAAAAAGCCGGAGACCUGGACAAAUACUUCAGGGACAAAGUGAGAGUUCUCGCGGCCGACACAGACAACAGUCACGUGGCACCAUCUUUGCCACGCGACUCUCCUCCACACAGCCCGACACCCUCGGAACAAUCUUCUAUCUCAAGAAUGUCGGCUAUAAAAGACAUCUUGCACAACUUACCCUCAAAAAAAGUGUUUCAAAAUCCAAUAAGCCCAAAUAAUGUCUUUAAAGCGCAAUACAUCCCAGAGGCCAUAGUCACGUGGCAGGAGGCUGGCAAUCAGUCUUCUCCAAUGCCCAGUGGCGAGGUCGGUUUCACCACAUACUGUAUUUUCCAUAACCAAGGAAUAACAUACACAGGUUGAGGCCUAGUUGGGUCCCAAACACCCCUACCUACACUAACAACACACUAGAGAAGGGGCGUAGAGACCUCCAUUUAGCUUGACUAGUCAGUCUUGGUUAUCAGAACCCCAUGACAAAGUUUGAAGCUGGGCUUCUCCAAUGCCAAAUGGUUAUCUCUUCAGGGAGAAUAAGGCAAGCCCAAAACACAUUUGGCUUACUACAUAACACAAUCUAAAUCAGCUAUAGGGAGUUUAGCUCUGCUAAAUAUCACACGUUACACUGCAAUCUGCUACAAAGAUACAUAUUGAAGUACAACUUCUAGACUUUUGCAUUCCUUAACCAUUUGACCCACCCCCCCAGCAUUGUUGUUCCUGGGACCGAGUAGGCCCAGAGCGGUACUUAUAUUAGACAAAUCAAUUUUCUUAGGCUACCUCCUGGUCUAGUAAGAAAUAACUGGAUAAUACGAGUGACUGACAAAGUGACAAAAGACAUCUAAGAAUACAUGAAGUUAACGUCUUCUACUGUUUGUAACGCAAACUUAAUUUUUCAUUGGAUAGAGCGCCAAUAGGGUGCAUUGUAUAUACUUGUUUUUGGUUAUUGUUUUUUUUUAUUCUUGUCAUUGUUUCUUAGUUUCAUUCAUCUUAUUGGGACAUAAUAAUUUUCUUAUUGUAUCCUACCUGUUCAAAGAUACACAUUUCUAAUUGUUUGAGAGUGACUUAGGUUUGCCGGGAAGUUAAAAGCGGGAUGGGAUUACUCAAUAUCCUCUCCUAUAAUGUAGGGGGUCUCAAUUCGCCGGAAAAAAAGGCAUAUGGCACUAAGGGAAUUUAUCCAAUUGGGUGCAGACGUAGUCUUUGCCCAAGAGACACAUGUAAGGGGUAGGGGCGCCCCCAUCCUUAGACACCAUAAAUUCCCCUAUGUUUAUUACAACAACUUCACCAGAAGUAAAUCAAGAGGGGUAGCCCUCCUGAUUGGAGCUAAUGUUCCCUUCAUUACACGAAACACAUUGCUGACGAAUCUGGGAGAUAUAUUAUACUUCAUGGUCUUAUUGUAUCCUCCCACAUAACACUUGUGACGGUAUACCUCCCGAAUAAACAUCAAUAUGGAACCUUUUGUAAAAUUAUGUCUAUAGUGCAAAACAACACGACAGGCACACUAAUCAGUGGUGGGGAUUUUAACGAAAACGAAAUUCAAGACUCCUUUCCUUAUACUCCAUGGGAGGCUCAUAAGGCAGUGGUUAGGGGGGGAACUAAUUAAGUGGGGAUCACACGUCAAAAAAGAGAGAAACAAGAAAAUGACCAAACUCCUAGAAGACAUAAAACAGACUGAAGAGGCCCACAAGCACACUAUAUCUGACACUGAUUACCGCAACCUCCUUUCACUGAGAUCUGAACUUCACUCUCUACUACAAGAUAAGAUUAAAAAAGCCAUGUUAUGGAGGAAGCAACUAUAUUACACUCUGGGGAACAGAUGUGGCAAACUUUUGGUGCAAGCCCUAAAACAAAAGCAGACACUAACGUACAUCCCAAAAAUUAGGAAAACAGACAAAACACUUGCCCAGAAGAUGGAAGACAUAGCCGAAACAUUCCAGGAAAACUAUCUUUCACUGUAUAAACUAAAAAAGGGGCCAUCCAACACUGACGAGAUAAAAACAUACUUGAAUGACAAAUUCGACAGAAUCCUCCCACCCUCAGUGUCUUGAUCAUUAGAUGAGCCAUUCACAAUGGAAGAGCUUACACAAGCCAUCAAAUCAGCCCUGAACAACAAGAGCCCUGGCCCGGAUGGGUUCUUGGCCACUUACUAUAAGACCUUUCAAAAAGAAUUAGGCAAACACUAUCUAGAGGCCAUUAACUCCAUCUCACCGAAUAGAAUAAUACCCAGGUCCAACCUGGAGGAUAAUAUCACUUUGCUUCCCAAACCAGGGAAAGAUUUGGAGAGAUGCUUGAGCAUGAUAUUUCUCAUAAACGUAGAUGUCAAGAUUUUUACCAAAAUAUAAGCCUCUAGAUUGAGACCCUUUCUCUCAGACCUAGUCCACCCUGAUCAGGCCGGAUUGGUCCCAGCAAGGGAAGCAAAAGACAACACCACCAAAAUCAUAAAUCUGGUACAUGUAGCUAAGCAAGCCAACACACCAACAGUAUUACUGACAAUUGACGAGGCAUUUGACAGGGUGGACUGGUCAUUCUCAAUAAGCACUUUGGAGGCAUUAGGGUUUGGCAACCUGUGGAUCAAAUGCAUCCGGGCAAUAUACUCUGCACCAACUGCUAAAUUGAAGGUCAAUGGGCAACUGUCUGGAUCAUUCCCCAUUACCAAUGGUACGCGCCAAGGCUGCCUCCUUUCACCCCUUCUUUUUAUUUUAGCUCUAGAACCCCUUCUACAGGACGUACGUAGAUGAGUGAACAUAGAGGGCAUUCAUAUACAAAAUCAGGAAUACAAGGUGUCGGCAUUUACCGAUGGCCUUCUGUUUACCAUUGCAAACCCUAAGAAAAGUUUGCCACAUCUGAUGGAGGUACUCACGAAAUACAGUAAACUAUCUAAUUUUAAACUAAACACAGAGAAAUGCGAGAUUCUAAACUUGAAUCUCUCAAACACUCAAGUCUCCGUCCUCAAACAGACGUAAGUCUCCUUUCCAGUGGGCUAAACAGUCAAUAAAAUAUCUGGGGGUACACAUUAAAACAUCGAUUCGGACCCUAUACUCAACACAUUUUCCAGGCUUACUAUUCUCUAUACAGAAGAAUCUAGACACAUGGGACAAACCGCACUUUAGAUGGAUGGGACGGAUUAACAUUAUAACUAUGAACGUCCUCCCACACGUUCUAUAUCUCCCACAAAAAUGUUUCCACAUGGUCCGAAUCAUGCUUACGAAAUUCAUAUGGGUCAAGAAAAGACCACGCAUAGCAUACCAUAUACUAACUAGGCCCAAGGAGAGUGGAGGGCUCAGUUGCCCUCAGAUACUUCACUAUCAUCAAGCCAUACACAUGGAAAUAAUCACUGAAUGGUCAAAUGUUCAUGACAGUUGAGCACACACCCGGUGCUGAAACACUUCUAGAAAAUUAUGCAAGGCAUAUAGAGACAUACGCACAGAAUUAGUUAUCACAUUUGAUUCCUAAAAUGUAACAUGAUGUCUGUAAUGUAAGUUAGCUAUCAGAUAAUGUUACUGAUUUGUAUUGUACAAUGUUCAACGAUUCUCAAAAUUUUAAAGCCUUUUCUGUGAAUUAUUGUAAUGUACACAAAGCCAUGCUACAAUGACUGUGUUUGUUUGGAUAUAAAAAAUUCUUACAAAAAUACAUUUAUUUAUUUUUAAAGUGUAGACGUUAAACGCAAGUGUUGAUUUAAGAAACCUGUUGGUAUUUUUGAGCCAUCUACCAGCUGUUGGUAGGUUUCUUACCUUAUAGCAUGUUUCAUGUGAAAUGCCAAAGAUUUAGUAAGCAUUAUCAUCAUCUUGAGACAUUAUCACUGCCUGUUUUGGUUUUUUUUUCAAGUGAAGUGGAAAUCAAUUAAUAUAUUAAUGCCAGCACAGAACUUACAAUUUAUUUUGCUCCCAUGCAAUCUGUUGGGUAGACAUUUCCCCUCUCCAAUAAAGUUCAUAAGAGAACAUUGAAGUGGGGAUUUAAACAUAUUUACAUAUGGAUAAAUAGGUACCUUUCAGCUAACCUGCUACCAUUUGUUUCCCUUGGGUGUUCUGGUCACGCUCCACUUCAUAGUUAUUAUCUCAUAUCAGGUGAUAAGAGCAGCGGCACACCUAAUGCAGGCCCAAUUUUCCUCCCUCUUCCCUUAUCUCUACAGGCAUUUUGCAUGAAUUUGAACUUAGUUUGUUAAAUUUUAAAGAAAAAAAAAAAUCAUUAUUAUCUCUAUGUACUAUUGAUCACUAGAGUAAAAGAAAUGCACAUAUUUUACCAAAAUUUUUAAAUGUAUUUUCAAGUAAGACUUAAAUGGUGAUUUUUAUUUUUUUCUACUCUAAUCCAAUAUGCUACACCCACCUGGGUCUUAAAUUAUAAAUUCUGCUACAUUUCAGGACUACUGGCAAUAGCAGACUACGAGAAGCCUAUCAGCAUGGACAAGAUCUGGAAAAUUCUCUGCAAACAGGCAUGGAGAAGGAGGAUAAUGUGUUAAAGAAAAUAAUGACAUGGUCAUCACAAGCAACUGUCUCCGAUAAACAAGAGAAAGAAACAGAGGUUGGUAAAUAAGAUUAAUUUAGUUAUAUACAUUUUGUAGCUUUACAUAGAGGGUCAUUCACAAAUGAGUGAAUUUAUCAAAGUGGAUUUCAAAUUUAAAGACAGAAACUGAAAACAGAAUUGACUUUGGCCUUAAUUUUUAAAUUUACUUUGAAUUCCCAGUAAUUCUCAGUUAAGUGAUUAAACCCAAUAGAUACAUUUUAAAUGAAUGAAGAAUGAAAUAAAUUAACAUAUUAACCCCUUAAGGACCAAACUUCUAGAAAAAAAAGGGAAUCAUGACAUGUCACACAUGUCAUGUGUCCUUAAGGGGUUAAAAAAAUGACUUUCAUUCCCCAAAUAUUUAACAAAAUGAAAAAGCUAACUUGUUGAAUAUCAGAAGAAGGUAACAGGGCAGGGUAUUAAAGGAACAGUUCAAGUACCAUAGCCUCUACAGCUCAUGUAGUGGUUAUGGUGCCAGGAGUGCCCUUCAAUGCAGGGCUUAGUUCAGUGGCCGAGAACGAUCAACUGACACUUUUAGGUGAGUCACAGUCAGGAGAGCUGGGGCUAGAGUUGUAUUAAUAAAGUGAUUUAACUCAUAAACAGCAGAGAGUUGAGCAGUGAGACUGCAAGGGCAUCUAUACAUCAAAACUGAAACAUUAAACUAAUGUUGUGCUGUUGCUUAGAGCGUCCUUUUAAAAUGAAUUUAAAUAGAAGCCGAUCAUCACAUAAAAAAUAUUCUCAAUAGUUUAUUUUUGGAAUUUGGCACUCCAGAUGUUUUGGACUACAUCUCCCAUAAUCCUCGUACAGCCACAAGGCUGGCAAAGAAUCAAUGGAGAUGUAGUCCACCACAUUUAGAGUGCCAAAAGUUGUCUACGACUGGUUUAUCCAAUGGUGUUGAUUCUAAAGAAGUCACAUUUCCUGUUUAACACAUUUAAUUUUAUUCAGGAUAAUCCAACAAGUGUGGAGGUAACUGAACAUGAUGAUGGCUACACCAGAAAUUCAUCACUUGCUGCCAACCCCACCUGGCUUGAUCAGAAAAUGAACGAAGUAUGUUUAUCAGAAGUUUUUCGCACAUAUUGCAUGUGUACAUAACAUGGAUAAUAACAUAAGCACCUAUACAGAUAACAUGUACAUAUAUGGGAUUCAAUUUGUUGGUGAUUGAUGACAUGUCUUGACAUUGGUGGAACUAAUGUGGAAAGGGCCCUGGUGCAAGAAAGUUUUUUGGGCCCCCCUCUAGUACAAGAUUGGCCAAAAGGUAGAUUAACAUGCGUACAUCUACAAUGCUAUACCAGGGGGUGAUCUACCAUUUGCCCAUUCUUGCAAUGCUGUAUUUGUGAGCAGUGUUUGUGCAUAUAAAUGUAAGUAUGUUUUGUAAAAAGUAUGUGAGAUGUAAAGUAUUGACAUGGGUGUAUUUGUAUGUUCUGUUGCCAUUGGAAUGCAGCGGAGUGUUUGUAUAUAGUGUUAGUUUUUAAAAGUAGAUGUGCUUUUGUAUUUAGUGUUGGUGUUUGAUUGAAGGGGUGCUUGUAUAUAUUUUAGUGGUUUAAUACAGAGGUGUGUUUGUAUGUAAUGUUUGUGUUUGAUUGCAGGGGUGUGUUUGCAUGUCGUGUUGGUGUUUGCCUGGAUGUACGCACAUACACUGCCACAUACAUACAUUCACCAAUACAUGCACAUUAACACACAGAUACAUAUAUAAACACACUGACACACACACAAAUUCAUAUACACACGGACACAUGCACACACCCUGACAAACAGAUACCCACUGACAUAUACACUCAGACGCAGAUGCACACCUUGACACACAGAUACAUCCAUACUGACACACACAUGCAUGCCCUGACACACAGAUACACACACACGCACCCCGAUGCACACUAACGUACAGAUGCACAACCUGACAAACACACACACAUUGACCUGCAUACUUACACAGAUAUACAUACACUAAAAACAAAGAGAUAUAAAUACAUGUACAUUGACACAUAAGCACUUGCACAAAGUUAUACACACUGACAUAUACACACCUUGAGACACAGACAGACACACUGUGACACAGAUACACACACAGUAAACAAAAAGUAGGGUCGCACUCAGUCACAAUAUACCAACGCAGGGUGCUACUGAGCAGGGGUUAGCAAACUCCAAGAAAUACGUAGUAAUGAAAAAGAUCUCAGGCACUCACUGUACUUGGUUCCAGGCAGAUUUAUUACAACGUUUUGACCUAUACAGGUCUUUAUCAAGCUUGAGUGCCUGAGAUCUUUUUCAUUACAGAUACACACACAGUCAGACACACACACCGUGACACAGGCACCCACAAUCUGACAUAAAUACGUAAAUCUCAAGCCUAAUAUUUGCAACCUCCCUCCUGUUAACAUACCUUUAGUUUUUCAGGAGGGUGGCUUGCUUGCUGCUGCUGGCUGAGAGAAGAGAGUGCUGCAGCUCCUGUCUCUCUACCUUCACGCUGCCUGUGUGCCUUCCUUUCCGCCACCUUCUCUCUCCCUCGUGCUGCUCUUUACGUAGCUGUAAGGAAGUGAUAGGCUCUCACUUCCUUCCAGUUGGCAGAUAUUACAGGGACCUGUUCAGCGAUAAGACAACAAGACGCAUCGGACAAGACAAGAAGACCUUAAGUCCCUGAGCUAGUGGGCCCCUGUUAGUUUCGCCACUUUGUCUUAAAUCAUCAGUAAAAUAUGGCUUGGUAAGGUAAAGGGACCAAAUUAAAAAAACCUAUAAAAGGCACUUUAAUUUCUUUUUUGAUAUGCAAUAAAAAUAAUGGAUGAAUUUAAUAAGCCGCUUAUUAAUUCCAAGUGUCUUCCCUAACACUGCAUGAAAAAGUAAGGUCGGAAAAAAACCUUUGUAAAUUAUGCUUUUGUCAUGGUUAUAAAUUACUAUAAUAACGCCACAAUCACUAUAAUACAUUAAAGCGACAUCUGUAUGGAGGUCACUCAAGGUAGGCGAUUGCGGGGAUUCUCCAGCAGCCAUGGGACCUCAUUUACAAGUUGUACACACAGCAGUCUUGGCGAUCUCGGCAUGUACAUGCUGUUACUGGACGGCCUCACUCCUGAGGCCUCUCCAGUAAUAACCUUGAUAGGCUGCCACAGUCCUAGCACCACUGUGACAGCUUGUCCUAGGGCAUGAUUGACAACUGAUCUCUGACUGCCACAGUGCAUCCUCGGAUCAACUGCCAUUUGGCUACUGCUGAACUACCUCAUAAUUUAGGCAACCUAAAGAGCCACACCACCACUAUAGUGUCAGAAAUAGAUGUUUGUAUUCCUGACAUUAUAGUGUUCCUUUAAGGACAAAACUGUGGGAGAAAAAAUCCCAAUUUUUAAACAGAUUUUUACUUUUUAUUUUUUCCCCCAAAAUAAUAUUGCAUUAAGUAUACAAAAUUAUAUAUAACAUGUACAAAGUGACAGAAAUCCAGAAAAUGGGAGUCACCAAAAUGAUUGGAAAAUAACUAAAGACACCAAAUUACUAAUGUUUAUUUACUGAAGGAUACUUCUUUAUUUGCUACUAAUAUUAUGUUUCCUUUGUUCUUCUUAUUAAAAGGCAACAAAGAAGGAGACACAGAAAUAUGCCACUGAGAAAGAUUACUUGAAACAAACGAUUAAAAAGCUCCGCCAGAGAGUAAGUAGCUUCUAUUUUUAUUCUAAGGAUAUUGGAUUCCAAUGCUCAGAAUACAUUAACCCCUUAAGGACACAUGACAUGUGUGACAUGUCAUGAUUCCCUUUUAUUCCAGAAGUUUGGUCAUUAAGGGGUUAAAGGAACACUUUAACUUUAAAUAAAUGUAUAGCGGUGAGAUUGCUCAGUGGGCUAAUGCAUCAUCAGUAGAAUCUGUUCAACCCUUGGGUCACAGGUUCGGGUUAUAGUAAGAAUCCCUGGAUGUUGGGCUAAGGUAACAUCCCCAGGACGUACUUGAAAACCAGAGUAAUCUGAAUGUACCUUUCCUGGUUAAAUACUUUGUUAACCCCUUAAGGACCGAGGACGGUUCAGGACCGUCAUCGGCAUUUUUGCCUUGAGGACCGAUGACGGUCCUGAACCAUCCUAACGGUCUGGGGGUACUUACCUGAUCGCCGUCGUUCCCCCGGCGGCGAUCAGUGUUCCUCCUGUUGUGGGGAGACUGCCUGCAGCCCAGACAGUCUCCCCACGGCAGAUUAGGACCCCUGUGGCCAUGUGAUCGCUUAACACAGCGAUCACAUGGUCACAGUAGGUGUCCAUGUGUCCGCCUGCAGGGGGACUGUCUGUGCUGACAGGCAGUCUCCCUGCAAGUGUAAAAUCAGAAAAAAAAAUAAAGUUAGUGUUAAUAAAAAAUAAAAAAAUAAUUAUAUAUGUGUAUAUAUGAUAUAUAGACAUAUAUUAUAUCUAUAUAAUAUAUGUCUAUAUAUCAUAUAUAUAUAAUGCCAUACUAAGUGUAUUUUUAUAUUAAUAUGUACUUAUAUUAAUUUAAAAAUACACUUAUAAUUAAAUUACACACGUAUAUAUAUAAUAUAUAUAAUAACUAUAUAUAUAUUGUAUAUAUAUAUUAUUAUAAAAUAUAAAUAAUAAGUAAUUUAAAUUAAAUAAAUUUUUUUUUAAAUAAUAAUAAAAAAUGUAAAAAAAAUUAUAGCUAUAUGAAAUUUUAUUCUAACUGUAUUUUAAAAUUAAUAUAUAUAUAUUUAUAUCAAAAUACACUUAGAAUGAAUUUGUAUAUAUAUCUAUGUAUAUAAAAAUAAAUAAAAAAUAAUAAGAAAUAUACAUACGUCCAUAUACAAAAUUACAUAAAUAAUUAUAUAAAUAUACACGUAGACUUCAAAUAUAUAAAUAUGCAUAUAUAUUUAAAUUCUACGUGCGUAUUUAUGUAAUAUUUUUACAUAAUUCAGUAAUUUUAUUGAUUGCAAUUUGAGGGACCUGCCUGCCAACCCAGGCCGAAAUUCCAGAGAAUUUAAUUUGCUAGCACUGUAUUUUACCCUGUAACGUUCUACGACACCCUAAAACCUGUACAUGGGGGGUACUGUUUUACUCGGGAGACUUCGCUGAACACAAAUAUUAGUGAUUCAAAACAGUAAAACAUAUCACAGCGAUGAUAUUGUCAGUGAAAGUUACUUUUUUUGCAUUUUUCACACACAAACAGCACUUUUACUGAUGAUAUAAUUGUUGUGAUACGUUUUCCAGUUUUUAAACACUAAUAUUUGUGUUCAGCGAUGUCUCCCCGAGUAAAACAGUACCCCCCAUGUACAGGUUUUAUAGCAUUUUUGAAAGUUACAAGGUCAAAUAUAUGGGUCAAAUAUUUUUACAUUGAAAAUGGCCAGGUUGGUUACGUUGCCUUUGAGAGCGUAUGGUAGCCCAGGAAUGAGAAUUACCCCCAUGAUGGCAUACCAUUUGCAAAAGAAGACAACCCAAGGUAUUGCAAAUGGGGUAUGUCCAGUCUUUUUUAGUAACCACUUGGUCACAAACACUGGCCAAAAUUAGCGUUCAAUUUAGUUUUUUUACUUUUUUCACACACAAACAAAUAUGAAUGCUUACUUUGGCCAGUGUUUUCGACUAAGUGGCUACUAAAAAAGACUGGACAUACCCCAUAUUGAAUACCCUGGGUUGUCUACUUUAAAAAAAAUAUGUACAUGUGGGGUGUUAUUCAGAGAUUUAUGACAGAUAAUAGUGUUACAAUGUCACUAUUGAUAAAUUUUAAAAAUGUAUGUUUUGAAACCGCAAUAUCCUACUUGUACCUAUAGCCCUAUAACAUGCAAAAAAGCACGUAAACACUGGGUAUUUUUAAACUCAGGACAAAAUUUUGAAUCUAUUUAGCAGUUUUUUUCAUUCGCUUUUGUAGAUGAGUAAAAUAUUUUUCAAGUAAAAGUCAAAAAACAUGUAUUUUUUUCAAUUUUUCAUCAGAUUUUUGUAUUUUUUUUAAAUUAAAAUACAUGAGAUUAUAUAAAUAAUGGUAUGUAAAGAAAGCCCCUUUUGUCCUGAAAAAAACAAUAUAUAAUUUGUAUGGGAACAGUAAAUGAGAAAGCGGAAAAUUACAGCCAAACACAAACACCACAAAAGUGUAAAAAUAUUCCUGGUCGCAAAUGUACAACAUCGCAAAAACAGUCCAGUCCUUAAGGGGUUAAUAUUAUUACAUUAUUAUUUACUUGGUGCUUGGAGUAGUUCUUCAUUAUUGUGAAAGAGUGGCCUCUACUGGAUGUUAAGAUUACUGCAGUUGAAGCGUUUUAAAACUCCCUAAUUUUUAAUAUCUUUCCUUUCUAUUUUUAAGUUUUGUUUAUUUAUUUUUCUGUAUAACCGUUCUUAUAAAUUGCUCUUAUCCAAAGUACUUACAUUUAGUUAAUCAUAAUUGAGUCUAGGCAUGGUUGUAGUCAGAGGGAUAUAUAAUUACACAUUCUGGCACAAAAGGAGUAAAGAUUGCAAGUAACCUCUGUACUAAGCCACAUUUACUCACCCUACUAUUAUAGUAGUUUGAAAAUAUCAGCAUCUGUCUGUCCUUAAAGGGUAACUAUUACUCUUUUUCCCUAUAUAUUUUUUUAACUUAUGUUGCCCUAUUCCACAUCUCCAUCUGAUGUCACCUUCUCGUGGUCCAAUCUAAUUCAUCUCAUUGAUAUGCAUUAAACUAGACUCUUUCACUGGCCCAUAUAGUAAUUCAUAUAUGAAUUAAUAUUUGCUCACUCAGUACAGGGCUGUCAUUGACCUUGCACCCCUACUACCCAGACGAUCCUUCGAGGGUUAUCAUUUGCCAGCUACACUCCUAACUGAUGAAGGAAUGUAUCAUGGCAGCAGCUCAAGCCCAGCACUAAAUAGACAAACUGAUCAGCUAUGGUUUGUUUAAUGAAAAGUGAAUACGUGACUUUCAAUGGCUGAGAGUUAUAUAUCGGAUUCAUUAAAACAUAGACAGGUAUAUUCACCAAAACAGGAACCUUGAAGAACAGACUUGCAAAUGUUAGUCUGAAAUAUCAGAACUGGAGACAUUUUCAUAUUUUUGCCUAAACUUUGCAUCCCUCUGUCAAUUUUUCAUGGUUUCUGAUUUUAUGAAUAAACACCAGAGAUAUCAAAAGUCUGGCAAGAAACCACUAACCACUCUCCGAGAGGAGAGUCAGAUGGUUUAAAAAACUUUAUAAUCAUAUGUUCUUGUGAACAAGCCAAAAGCAGAGUGAGUAAGUUGGGCUGCCCUUUAUUGCUAAAAAUAAUUUCAGAAAAUAGUUUUUGAACCCUCUUUGAAAUCACUAUUUUCUCUAUGAUGGAUGUUAAGUGACAAAUCUACAAACAUUUUACUGUUAACCUCCAAGAGCCUGAUAUACUAGGUUAAUGGUAAAUGUAUCCCCUCCUUGUUGGCAGAAGAUGUAGGUCAGUAAUCUGAUCCUAGUAAGUGUAUGUAGAUAUUUGCUCAUAUAACCGAUCUUGCUUAUUUUCUUCCUCUAGAUACAGGAAAUGAUGAGAGAAAAUGAUUCACUGUCUGACAUUGAGAAAUUGGACCAACAGGAAUUUAAUCUGGACACUGAGGAACAGGAGAGACUGCUGGCUGAGAGUGAGCAGGAAGUGGAGAGAGUAAGUCAUAGUGUAAUCUUAGUGUAUCGUAGUGUAAUCUUUGUCUGACGGAACAUUGGGAUUGUUGUAAAAGUCAGAAUGUGCUGUAAAGUGCUGAUGAAACAUUUUGUAUUUCUUUUCUCCCGAAAGGUGCGUAAAGAGAUCGAACUGGAAAACUUGUCCAAACAAUACUUGCGUCAUGUCAUCAAACAGGAAUGCUGGGACUCCAUGAUAGUUAAGGGGCGCUCUGUUGCGGUAAAUAUUCUUUCCAAAUUCUUAAUGCUUGUAAAUCUCUAAUUUUGGGAAAUAGUGGUGGAAUAUAUGUAGCUAUACACAACACUGAGGAAACCAAGAAAAAAAACACAUUAAAUAGUCACAUACAUUGAAUAGUCACAAUGAUAUAACAAACAAAAAAGUGGUCUUCUCAAUAUAUACAACAUAUUAUUAACAAAUCACAGUUCCAGAUUGUGCAAAAACCUCACAACUUUAAAAAAGCUGGCCAAAUAGUAAUCACUAUGAAAAGUAUGCACAUCUUAAGAUGUGGAUUGAUGGAUGGAUUGAUAAAUGGAUGAACAGAUUAGUUCGGUAGUGCUUACUGGUGACUGUGAAGCAUUUUGGAUUGUAAUUUUAAUGUAUGUUUUCUUCUUAAAGUCUUUUCAUGCAAAAUAUGAAGUCAACAACUACCCUGUGAAAGAGCAAUCCAGAAAGGACUUGGACAAACUAGGGCAAGUUUUAAGAGUGAAACAGAUUGCAGAACUGGAUCUUAAGGUAAAAUAACAUUUUAAAUAUUGUGUUAUUCCAGUUUAGAGAUGAAUGUGUCUUAAAUUGAAUUUUUGCCGCUUCGAGUUUCGAUUCACCAAUCUAAACUACCAGGAAGAAACAAGACUGGUUGUCUGAUAGACGGCCAGGGGAAUGUAGCAAGGGUAAAUUAUAAAAGUGCUAGUUUGUAUCGAAAUAUGCACAAUUUGUAAAAUGAAAAAUACAGGACACAUUCUUCAUACUUGAAGCAAGCUGAAGUGCUCUAGGAAUCUGGAGUGUUCCUGUCACUUUGGUGAGCACUUCCUGGAUAAUUAAGCAGCUUUGCAGAACUUAUAUGAGAUAUACUCUUUCUCACACUAUAAAGUAAGCUUGUCUAGCCGUGCUGCAGAGAGCAGCUUAGUGGUUCAAUGUCAUUUGUGCUUCAUUAAGGGUCAUGGUUUACAUAAGGUUUAUGAUAUGAAAGAAAAACACAUCACCAGGUUCUCUGUGCUCCAGAGGGCAAGUUAGAAUGAUAUACAUAGAACAGACAUGCAAACUAUGGACCCCGGAUGUUUUUGAACUACAGCUUACACGAUUCUCUGCUAGCAACUGGCAUUAUGGGAGCUGUAGUCCAGCCACAUGUGAGAAAUUGCAGUUUUAACACCCUGCACAGAUGAUGAGGUUACCUGUUCUCCAAAGUACAUGUCAUUGAAAGAUGUUUUGUUUGGCCCCUUCAUGUCUAAGACCUGAGAUGAGGGGAAGGAGUUCUCUAAUUGGGAUGAUUACAUUGAAUUGCAAAAAGUGCUUAUUGACAAGAAAAACUCCAAUGUGGCUGUAGUCACAGUUUAGUCUACAUUUUUCAAUCCAUUUCCAUUCACUACAAUGUAAUGUUUAGUAAUUAAGCCCUUUAUUUUAAAUGCCAUGUUUUCAAUACGUACUCUACACAUACCACCUUGCAUCUAUUAAUGUAAUCUCACUAGGGUUCCAUUAGGGAUGAUUUCCAAUAAGUUGUUUGGCCUUUUCAUGCCAUCUCCAAGGGUCUGGACAAGGUUUUCAAGCUGGGCUGCUGAGUAACUGAAGUCAUUUUAGUUUGAAUUCUCUGGGAUACUGAAUACAUUUAGAAUUUGCUAUUCACUCCAUUUCCCAUAACCACCAGCUGUCACAUUUUAAAAUGCCAAUGCUCUUAGUUUAGUGAACUAUCUCUGAUACAUUGGGGUUAUUCACUGUAAUGGGAAUUAUUGAAAAUUGGCAAAAGAAUAUCACACAUUUACGCCAAAAUAGUCGAUAAUGGAAUACAACUUUUCAUAUUCAUCUGUUUUGGAUGUUACAAUACAUUUAGUAAGAAAUGCUGUACCCUUCACAGAAUUCAAAAGAUGUAUUCUAUUUAAAUCCAUAUUUAUUAAAAAACAAAAAAAAGCAAGCUAGCAACUUACUCCUUUUUCUUUAUGGAUAAUGUCAAUUCUCUGCUCCACACAAUUCUUUUUUUGUUUUUCUAUUAAUUAAUUUGGAGCCGUACAAUCAGAUAGUGUAAAUGAAAUGCCAAGUGAACAGUUUUGGAAUAUAUAUAUAUAUAUGAGAUUGUCAGCACAAUAUAGAUAUAGAACUAGAUAGUAUAUAGACAGCUCAGGAUGCAUAAUGUAGUUAGAUAUAGCUAACGGAUAUGCACAUGGUGUAGAGGUAUCUUGGAAACUCAAUAUUAUGAAAAGGAUAUCAUUUUUAUUUACACUUAAUAAAGAUUUUGUAAUCGCCAACUCAGUGCAGUUAGCUGAUUAAAGUACUAUUUGAUGUUGGCAGUCAUUCAAAUAAUGAAGAGAUUGACCAUGUUUAUUUGUUUCAUGUCCUGAGAUGAUGGAUUUGGGUAGGUAUCAGUAAGUACCCUCUGCAUUCCUGCAACAUGUUACUGAUGAACAUGUAAUCUAAUCAGCUCAUUUACAGUAAGGAAUCUAACAACCCAGGGUGGACAUGGCACAAUGAAGACAGAGGCUUAUUAUCACACAUGUGUGAGAAUGAAGGGAAUUUAUCUGGAAGCUGGCAAAUGUUUGUAAUUUAGAGUCUAUUUGCAUGGAUCUGCAUCAGAGAAAUAUAAUUAUUGAGGAUAGCCAUUUUUCACUUUUGAAAUGUUAAUCAUUAAAUGUAUAUUAAAUAUAAAUGCCAUCCUUGUUAAUAUUUUAUUUACUUAGGGAGACUUUUUUUGCAGAUUGGUAUUUUUCAGGAUACGUUAAAUGAGUUAGAUUCAAUACAGUCCAUCCCAAAGAGUGCAUGUGUUGAAUCAGUGAAUAAUUGCUUAAUACUUUGUCAUAUUACAUUUGUUUCAUAACCGGGCCCAAUGAAGGUUUCUCCUAUGGGUAGAAUGGCUGCUCUCUAUGGGCAUUCAGAGUAUGUACCUGGGCUCAGGUGCAGGUGCUACACAACAUCACACUAUAUCAACUAAAGAAUUCUUGUAUGGAUUCCCCGCCAUUAGUGUAAGAAGUAGACCUCAUCCCUCCUGGGUUCACACAGGCACAUCAUCACAGAAGAUUGACACCGUGUAUUAGUUCUGCAUCAGUAUGACACAUUUUAUAAAUCGUGAUGUUUUAUUAUUUAUUUUUGUCUAAAUUUAGGCCAGAAAAGAGAUUGUUGAACUGGAGACAAAAGUUGGGACAGAGGAAGAUGAUGAUGCAGAAGACGAGGAUAGCAAGAACAAGGACACUACCUCUCUGACUGGCAGCCUGAGCGGUCAUUAUGGUGGAGAUACCUCUACCUUGUACAACCAGUUGCAUAUCAAUGACAGAGAAGAAAAGAUAAACCAGAUCAUAUUGAUCCAAGUAAGAUACAAGCCGUAUUACCAUUAAACAGCGUGUUUGUAGUCCAAAUCGCCCAUUUGCUUUUUACAAGGAUUUUAUAAAACAUUUUCCCAUCUGUAUAACGUAAAAAAAUUAAUAUUUUGAAUGUUGCAUUUUUAAUUUCCCUUCUUCAUUGUCCAGGCCCAUCUUAUGCUAUGCAUUUAGCAUUAAUUAUGGCGAGAUUUGUUUCUUGUUCUGGUUGUGUAAAUAUUUUGUUAGAGUUAAGUUUACUUAUGAAUAAUUUUACAUCCAAGAUCAUUUGAUCAUGUCCUGUUUCUAUUUAUCUAACUUUUCUUUCAGUUCUUUAUAUGUUUACUUUACCCCCUGGGCUGAGCUGCAGAGUACAUUGGCGCUUCAUAAAUAAACUUGCUAAAUAAUGAAAGCUAACAAAUGCCGCAGCAAAUGCCUAUUUUAUUUGCAACCUUUCCUUUCUAAGCAAAGCAUAUUAUUGUCGCACUAAUAAAACAAAAUCUAGAACAUGGAUGUUGGACAGUGACCGAACUCAUAUUGGACUUAAUUUCCCUAAAUGUUAGGCCAAUAAAUGACUGGUAAAUAAUUCUGGGGAACGUAGUUCAACAACUAUAGGGCCAUAUUUGUACACCUAUACUUUACAGGGACAUAUAAAUGAACAUUUACUGUGUUUACACAGGACAUCAUCUACAAAGUGAAACAAAGCUUCAACAAGGAAUUUGAUUUGGUGUGCAAACAAAAAGAGCAAGAGGUUUCUCGUGUCAAGGAGAGAAACGAGAGAAUCAUGGAGAUUAUGGCACAACUAAAUGUUCAAGAAAAAAUUCUAGAACCAAAAUUCACAGAUUAUGAGAAACCAGAGCGAGCUCUGACUGUGGAGGAUUCAGAGGUAUUUUGUGUAUUGCCAUAUGUUGAUCUGUUUAUUUCCGUUAGUUGCCAUUCAUUUUAUAUAGUAUACAUUUUAGCAUCCAUCCCAAUUUUGGACAGUAUAUGUUCAGGACUGGAGUGGGUGGACCGUGAGGGCUUAUCAGUGAUGUAAGUUGCACCACUGGCAAUGCCUGAAACUUCUGCCUACAGAAGUGUAGUGCCAGCAUGGCAUGAAUGCACACAAUGCUGACUUAGGGCAGACCAUGCAGAAAGCCCUGCUGAAGUAUUCUCUGUGUGGUCCUAAUGCCUUCCGCACAGUGCGAGUGCAUCUACAUUUGCUGGGGACAGUCCCCUGCAUGACAUCAAAGAUCAAAAUUGGGAUGGAGGGACAACAUCAAGAAAUCAGUGAGGUCCAGCCUAAAUUUGGAAAAUUGAGAGGACUGAUUUAAGUACAAAAAUGAACCUGCCACUGCAUAUUCUUUAGAUCAAGGUGAUCCAAAGACAGAUGGCCACCUGUUAGAAAACGACAUUUCCUCGAUGGGUUUGCCAGCAUUAAGGUUGCAAAAGCAGCAUAGAUGGGGUAGUUUAACAUCUAUUAUGGCACCCGUAUUGAUUGCACAUCUUCAGUGCCUUUUCCUUUGUACAAGUCUGUCUACACUUGCAGUGCUACCAUUCAUUUGGAUGUUAUACAAUCCUAGAGAAAAGCUUUAAGAGGUCAAGGUGGCUGAUUGAAGCCAGGCCAUACACAUAAUAUUCAGGGAUAUCCACUAAACUGUGAAUUGUUAAGUGUUCAAAGUAAAAUUUGAAUUUUUGGUCACAAUAUCCAAACUGAAAACAUAGCUAUCUUGGCGAAUUCAUCUACUGAGGCUUAAAAGUUAAACUUUACUUUGAAUUCCAGACGAUUCCCACUUAAGGUUAUGUAAUGCUCUUUGACAGACAACUUUUUAAAGUCGUGAGUCAGUGAGUAACUUUAGCAGAAAUUUGGGUUGGGAUCACUUUAAUAAUUAAUUAUGUUGCACGAUACUGGUUGAAAAUCCGAAAUCAUUAUUGAAUGGUUCAUUUAGGCUAUUAUAACCAGAGUUUAUUGACUCGUUUCCUGUAUAUUAUAUUCCGUUACAGGUAAAAGUAGAAAAAUAUCUAACACCGGAGCAGAAAUUGUUGGCAGAACAAGUGGCUAAACAAGAAGAAGAGAAGCGGCUUGCUGCACAAGUAAGUGUAUAUGUAUAGACUACACAAGUGUAUAUGUAUAGACUACACAAGUAAGCGUAUAUUGAUUUGGUGCACAAGUAAGUGUAUAUGUAUAGACUACACAAGUAAGUGUAUAUUGAUUUGCUGCACAAGUUUGCUGUAUAAGUAUCUGUCUCUCACCUGAGGUACAGGUAGGCAUGCAUUUUUAAGCUGUUCAUAGGACUUGUUGUGAUUGCAAAAUGUCAGCAACAAAAUUUUGUUAUUAGUAAUUGCCUGUAGAUAUUUGUGACCACAAAAAUACUGGCAAGUUUCCAAGGUUCACUUUUUGCCUUUAAAGGGACAAUAUAGUCACCAGAACCACUACAGCUUAAUGUAGUGGUUCUGGUGUCUAUAGUAUGUCCCUGCAGUGUUAGCACUGUGAGCACUGCCUCUUAGAGAAAAGGCAGCGUUUACAUUGCUGACUAGGAAUACCUCUAGUGGCCAUCACUCAGACAGCCACUCGAGGUACUUCCAAGUAAGUGCUGUGCAGUGUGGAGCACCUGCACGCUCUGCAUGGAGACGCUGAAUGCUUCCCAUAGAGAUAUAUUGAUUCAAUACAUCUCUAUGAGGAAAUGCUAAUUGAAGCAGUGUAGCGGUUUGCCACACAUGUGCAAUAGCCUCCCAUUGCUUUCAUAUUGGUCAAAUUCAUCAUGUCAGCCAUGGAGGCGGAGCCAGGCUGGGGGAAAGCAGCAAUAUCAGCAUCUCCACAGAGAUGGUUACCUAAACAGCCACUUCAGCACUAUAGUGUCAUACAUGUUUGUAUUCUAGACACUAUAGAGUUCCUCUAACAUCUGCUCAUGCUAAUAUCUGCGUUAACUGAUAUCAUUCAUCAUUCUGCAUUUACCGUUUUGAAAAUUGGGAGUAUGUGGCACUUUCCAAUUAAUUGCCACUAAUUGCAACUACGCCAGCAUACAGUAAAAGUUUGAACUAACCCUAUCAGUGCUGAACUUAUUAGCUGGAAAAGUAAACAGGGUUAUUUAUUAUAAUGAGAAUUGUCAAGAAUUCAAAGUUAAUUUCAAAAUGAAAGUCAAAAUAGCAGAACUAAAAAAAAUUCUCCCAGUCAGCUAUGCAUCCAUUUCAGCUAUUCUGGCUUCGAAUUUUAAAUUCACUUUGAAUUCCGACCAUUCUCACUUUACUGAAAUGCUGUUAGUCACUAACAUGGAAAUAAGUUAGUAAGCAGCGAUGGGAGAUGUUAAAACCCAUGCCAGCUGAGAAUGACCAGUUGGUAAUGGUAGAAAUUUGCCGUAUGGGAACAGGCAUUAUUUGCUAACAUCGGCAGCAGCCAUUUUAGUUAGUAGCAAUUUGUCUCUAAAACAUAUCAACAACCUUCGAAAAAAAGACAUUAAUGUAUUUACCCAUUGCACAAAAGGGUAUUUACUCAUUGGUCAAAUAAAUGUUUGUUAUCUUUCCAAAUAUUUGUAUUUACACUGAAAACUAUGUGUGUGUUACUUGUGGCAACCAUAUGUCUUUCUUUAUCUAUUGCACAAGUAAGUGUGCAUUUACCUGUAGUACCUAUAUGUAUUACUGGCUGCAAGUACCCGUGUGUUUGCCAGCUGUACACGUUAAAUUCACUAAUUGCCUACAUAAAUCUGUGUUUAGAAAUACAUUUAAUGUAAUAAUUAAAUUAAUAUUUAAACAUGUGACAAUGCAGACUUUAUUGUAUAGUCAGCGCAACACUGUUUUGUAAUUAAGCCCAAAUUUGGGGGGAAAAAAGUUUCUUAAAAAGGCAAGUAAUGAGCCAGUGGACAGUCUUUUACAUCACGGAAAGUAAAGAUAAUCACUAAUAGUAGGAUUUAAUCUAUACAUUUGGCUAUAAUACUUCACAGGUUGUGCAUUGUUUACUGACAUAAUUUAAGCAUGAAAAUACUGUUGGAAUAGAUUAUUGGAUUUGUUCUGUUCAAUGUGAUAACAGACAUUGUUUUAACAUCCCUAUAGGGUGAUAAUGCUAAGCAGCGUGCUCUUAAUGAUAUGAUGGGAGGUGUGCUGGAAGUGAAAAAGGAAGACAUUUUAAGAAUGGUGAGAUCAUUUACACAUGCAACAUCUAAUUUGAAUAAUAAUCAGGAUUUUUAGAUCGUUUCAAAUUUUUUUCUUUAUAGUCAAAUUUUAUUGUUAAUAUAUAGAUUUUUACAUUGCAAUCAAUGAGCUCCCCUAAAGCUAAGGGGAAGUUCUUCUUUUGUAGAGAUCAAUGGGAGCACCGAGCUUGUGUGAAACACAGCCACAAUAUCUUCCAUUAAUGUAAAUGGAAUACGGUUGGACAACAAUUAUUUCCUAUUGAUUUCUUAGGAGAAUUAUCAGGCAAGCACAGAAAAGUAGAUCUGUUCGAACACUAUGAAUAUAAUCAAAGUACUGACAGACAAUCCUUGAGCUCAAUUCGAAACCAGUAGAAAAUUCUUCUUCUUUUAUAGAAAUCAAUAAGACCUGGUUAUAUGGUACAUUAGUGGUCCCUUGCUGGCUGGAUGCUACUCCAGCAAAAACGACUUAGCAACUCAGAGCUAUUCCUGAUUACCAACAGGAUCCAGAUACAGUACUGAAAUAGUUACUUAGGCUAUAGCAGAAAAUUGAAGUUGCUAUGUAUAAUGGCAGAUCAGUAGUUUAUUUGUACACCCCUACGAGUACUGGUGAUGAGAUUCAAAGAAACUCAAAUAUGCUGUAAUGGAUGCAUUGAAACUGGUCAUCCACGGGGUAAAAUGGGAAGCCCCUUCUCCACUGCAGCUAAACAAUUAGAAAUCCAGUGGGUGUACCAUCCAACAAAAAAAAGGCAUUUGGAAAGAAAAAGAAACACUUUGCAGACUGUGGCAAGAGAGUGCAAAUAGCAGAAAAAAAAUUAAUAUUCAAUAAAAAUACAUGGAACACAAAAAUAGAACACAACACCCCUAACACUGUCAACAACCUCAACACAAGCAACUAAAACCACCUUCCUAGACCACUGAACAGAGUUACAGCGUAGACCAGAGCAAAGCCAUAGCACAGAAGGCAGAUCAACACUCGACAGCCAAGAGAGAGCCUACCACACUAGCAGGGAGAAUGAAGUUGACAUAGAACCCGACAGUAACACAAAGAACAUGUAUAAACACAGGACAAACUAACUCACAUAGGACACUUGGCAUACACCUCUCACGAGACUAGACACACAGACGAAGAACUCGUCAGGGCCCACAUUACCACUCUCAAAAGCACCUAAACAUAGAAAUGCAACUGAUGAAAGCUCAACUUAUAGCUUAAGGAAAGUUCACAAAAAACAUUAAGGUUUAAUAAUAAUAAAAAAUAAAAAAAAGAGAAUGUAAAACAAAGCAAAAAUUACUGGGAAGUACCACUUGGUAAAGGAAUUACCUAACGCCACAAGCUACGCAUAAACAUACCAAGGCCUCAUACUACUCCGCAACCUAGGAAACAAACUAAGCUACAGCUUAAAGUUAAGCAUUAACUAUAUAAAAGGACUCUUGUUACACCCUAUAACAAAUGCAUCAAUGUGGAGGCCUGCACACCCAAAAAUUUAUUUAUGUUUAUUUUUCACCAAGUUUGAAAACAAUAAAACGUGAUUUACAAAAAUAGAACACAAACCCUAAUUUACAAAAACAAGGGAGCUUUUUAUGCCUAGCGUCGCUCUUAUCCAUAAACCAAUUUUUCUACUAUUUGCAAUCUCUUGCCAUAUUCUAUGGAGUGGGUUUAUUGGGGGGGAGGGGUUGUGUGGUAUACCAACUGGAUUACUAUUUGCUUAGCUACAGACUUAUUUUCCCAGUAUUCUAAUUGAAAGUUCCAAUUUUUCUUGGUUUCUUAAUCUUUAAACAUAACCCUAUUGCAUUCCCAUAGGUGUCCAUUCUUCUUUUUGUAUUGCCCAUAUCAUUAUUUGCACCAUCAUCUAGAAGCCUUUUUAAUUAACCUUUAGAAGGUAUCUGAUUAUUUGCAUGCAACUAUUUUCAGGAUAUCCCGCAGCCAGCAUUUCUAUCCAAGUCUGAAGAAGAAUGGAAUGAAGAUGAAAAAAAACAGUUCAAGGAAUAUGAUAAAAAAUGUAAGGAGCUUAAUGAGGAAAAAGAGAAGUAUAGGAAGGUGAGUGUCAGCAUAUGGUGUGAGAAUUUUAAAAAGGGAAAUAUUUUACAAAGGGGUUUUUUUACUGACCUGGAAAAUAUGGAGAAUUGACAAAAAAAAAUUAAUUAUUUUUUUUCAAUCUUGGACCUCAAAUUUUAAAUCAUUGAAUAUGUCCCAAGUGCUCCUGUGGACAUGGGAACACUAGAGAAUUCAUUGCUUAUUUUAAGCCAAAAUGUUGCUUAUUUUAAGCCAACAUAUCCAAGAUGAGUUGGAAAAAAUAGUCAAAUAUUUUCCUAUUUAGUGAAUAAACCAUUUAUAUUUCAUUUCGCUAAAAAACAACAACAACACAGCUUAUCUUCCAAUUUCAGAGUGGCAGAGUGAAUGCUAUUGCAUGUUUACAGAACACCUUGUCAUUAACUUAUUUUUCAUGAUAAGAUAACAAAUAUUUGCUUUUUGUUUUAUAUACCUUCUGAGUGAUUUAAAGGGACAUUCUAGUCACCAGAACAACUACAGCCUAUUGUAUUUGUUCUGAUAAGUAUAAUCAGUCAGUUCAGGCUUAUUGCAGUAAACAAUAGAUAAAAACACAAGUGUGUAAGGCACUUCAAGAGGUGAAUAGGUUUAAACACUGUUUUCAGAGAAAAUGCAGUGUUUACAUUACAGCCUAGGGAUACCUCCAGUGACCACUCCUCAGAUGGCUGCUUGAGGUGCUUCCUGGGGCAGUGCUGCACAGUGUGCAGCACUGACAUUCAGUGGUUCCACCCUCUGCAUGGAGACACAUAAAUUUCCUCAUAGAGAUGCAUUGAUUCAGUGAGGAAAUGCUGAUUGACCAGGGCAGUGUUUGGCUUGUGCUGGCUCUGCCCCUGAUCUGCCUCCUUGACAAGCUCAGUCUAUCCAAUUCUUUCCUAUGGGAAAGCAUUGUGAUUGGCUGAGAUAACCAUUUCUGAUUAGUCAGCCCAAGAGGCAGAUCAGGGGUAGAGCCAGCAGCCGCAGAACAGAAUAAAAAUAAGAUUUUACUAUAUUCAGGGAGGUCAGGGGGGCUAGAUCGUUUUUAACACUACAGGGUCAGAAAUGCAUGUUUACGUUCCUGACCAUAUAGUGGUUUCCUUUAAUUAGUAAAUACCAAAUGAAUAAAUGAAGUGAUAAAAAAAUCUAAAUAUAAAUUGAUAGAAAGAUUUGAACUGAUUUAUGAACAUUUUCCAACACUGCUAUAGUCUCAGCGUGGUCAUUUUUUCCAACAUUUUGUGAUUUGAUUUUCAGUUCACUACAAAUCACUGCUUAGUGCUUAAAUUGAGUGUUUCUUCUCUCCCUGUGACAAAGCAACAUCCACUAAACGUUCUUUUUAAUUUACUAUUAUAAAGUUAUUAGAGGCAGAAAUGAAAAAGAUUCAGUUGUCCAUAAUGGAAAGCACACAAGGAUUUGAUGACACGCUGAGUAAGCUGUUCCAAAAGAAGGUGAAAACAGAAAUGGUCCUCUACCAGGUAAGUAGCAAACUUACCAUCUGUAGGUCACAUUUGCCCAUAUAUACUAUAUUCUGUAUAUGACUAUACUGGAUGUAAAAUAAUAGAGUGUUUUGGAAUGCUGUAAAGCUGUUUUAUUGGGCUAACAGAAUUUUUUAAUGUCAAGGUUUCAGGAGAUGCUGCUUUACUGAAGUUUAAAGCAGUGCUCUAGCAGAACUCCAAUAUUUUGCAGUCACAGUAAAUGCCUUUUUUAUUUAAGAUCCUCCAAUGGCAGGUGCACAUGUAUAUCCGCACAGAUUUUGCAAAGUUUAAGUCUUAGUAUCAGGCUUUCUCCUACCAACAAUAUAUAUACAAAAAAUGAAAAAUGAAGGAGAGACCACCUCGUAACAGGACGUGCCCCUCUCCUUCAAACCACCCCAAGAAACAUAUGUCUAUAGAAAAUAAAUAAAUUUUAUUGAAAAAAUAGUAUAAAAAGCCAAAUAUCCUGAGGACUCCCAGAAAAGUCUGAUCUAUUAGCUGCAAGGUAUGUCAAUCACUAGAAGAUGUAAUAAUUGUAAACUUAGACAGAGUUGUUACCAAAGGUACCUACCAACCUUCAAGAACAUCUCGUUUCUCUAUCUCGUAUCUUUCAGCUUCCAUCUUACAUUUUUUCCCUUUUUCUGUAGCAAUAAACUUUUUUUUCUCUGAUUUCCACAUCAUCUUCUCACAUCUACUUAUUCUCCAAAAGCUGUUUUUUUCAAUCCUUAACUGUGACAGUCAUGUUAGGUAAAAAAACUAAUAAGUCAGCAGAGGUAUCCUAGCCUAUGACAAAACCUGUUUUUUGUCCAUUCUGCAUUUGAUCACAGUCAUUAGAUAUACUUAGUGGUGCACCCUACAGUUCCUAAAUUCAACUAUUCUAUGAUACCCACAAUGUACACGUAUAACUUUCCUACCCCUUUCAAAGAUUAAUAAUCCGUGAUGGGUCAUUUAGUAUACAAUGUUUCAUUGAUGUUUUAGAGCAGAACAAUGCAAGUUGACCCUUUAAUUUUAUAGGGCAUCUUUGCUCCUUCUUUUUUACCUUGUUCAUUGUGACCACUUAAAAAUAUUUGAUCAGCUUUUGUAACCGGUGUUUUGCUAGGAGGAGCUGAAAAUCAGAAAUCUAAUAUUCUUGCUUCUGAAUGAAGAGGAAAUAACCACAAGGAUAACUCAGCUGAAUAACAUUCUGCAAAGAAAGCGCAAACAGAAGGUGGGAGCAGAUUAGUUCAUGAUAUUCUUUGUAGAGUUUACAGCGUUACAUAGGCUGAAAAUAGACAUGUGUCCAUCAAGUUCAAUCUUCCUCACAUUUGUUUUUUGCUGUUGAUCCAAAAGAAGGCCAAAAAAAAAAAACGGUUGAAGCACCUCCAAUUUUGCAACAAACUAGGGAAAAAAUUCCCUCUUGACCAUAGAAUGGCAGUCGGAUUUAUCCUUGGAUCAAGAAGCUAUUACCCUACAAUUGAAAAAUUAUAUAAUUGAAUAUUCUGUUUUUGCAAGUAUGCAUCUAGUUGCUGUUUAAACAUCUGUACGGACUCUGAUAAAACCAGAGAAGGCAGAGAAUUCCAUAUCCUUAUUGUUCUUACGGUAAAAAUACUUUUCUUUGUCUUAUCUCUGGAGUUUAGAGUUAUCUAUGGAUUCCAUGGGACAAAUUUAAAAGGAGCAAUUCUGAGCCAAAGUUCUCAAUGUGAAGCAGUUACCAUGGAGACCAAUUGAAUAAAACUGUUGAAUGCUUCUCUUUUAGAACUGUCCCAGAAUUGCUCAUCCAGUUUCACUUCACAACUCUGCACCGAAAGGCUGUGAGCACUAGGCACAGGUUGAUUCAACUAUCUCUGCAGUCUUUUCGGAAUGGCCAAAUCAUAUUCCAUUUAAUGAAAUCAGAUUCAUAUCAUGUUGCCUAUUGAGCCUUUGAGAAAUAAAAUGAAUCAAGAGCUUUGUGUUGGUUGCAGAUUCAAACAUCUGAAGCAGUGAAGACAUUUAAAACUGAAGUGGAUGUCUUCAGGGAAAGCUAUGACAAUCUUGUAGUGGAAGAUAAGGUAAAAGCACAACAUAAGUUUGUUAAGUGUACCUCGGCUCACACGCAUGUUCAUUGUGGUGUUUUGGUUUCAGUUUCUGGAUCGAGGAUUUAGGAAGGAUUUUCAAGACAUUUCUGCACAACUAGUUGAACAUCUUUAUAAACUUUUUAAACGAAGACCAAGGUAUUUAUGUAUUAGAAAUUUUAUUAAAGGGACAUGCUAGACUUCAGAUGAUGAAAUUCUUUUCUCGGUGCAUUAUGGAAAUAUGCAGUACAAGAAAUGCAUUAUUUUAACCUGCCUCAUUUUCCAAACGUACCCAGUAUUUGUUGUUUUCACGGUGUUGUCUACAGCGACCAGGAAUGUCUUAGACCUAUCAGCCAGUCAUUUUCCUCCCACUGAUUUUAGUGGUAGUAUAAUAUGAAUUACUGCUGUGCAUCAAAAUUGUAUGGGAAAGUACAGCAAAACUUUGAUAAGUAUGUAAUAAAUGUCAUAUUGUAUUGUUGGGCACGCAAGGGGAGCUAGGGGAGUUUUUUCCUUCCUCUCAUCUCAAUUUGAGAUCAGUCCUCAAAUAACAGAAAUUGCACAUCAUUGUGCAGCACCAGAAGAUAGAGACACUGGUCUGCAUGGUCCCACUGAUUAGACUCCAUCUCUUCUCCCCCUGUCAGGGUGUUGCAAAGUAGAGAGAUCUUCCAACUGCAAAUGUAAUAAUCUGUCAGACAUGCCCAGUGCACUUUUUCAGCAUUCCUAGGGAUAGGGCACUGAUUGGUUAAAUCAGUGUCCCCCAGGAGUGGGUGUGGAAAGCAUAAAAAAGAAGCAGGUAAAUAUGAAAAAAACAGAUUCACCUGAUUUUAUCAGCUUGCAGAGUGAGGCAACUGCCUCAUUCGAAGCUAAAGCUCUUGAAUGAGACAGUUGUCUCAAAGUGAUGCAUAUCCCUUUAUGUUAUAAUACUGUACAAAUAUUUACAUCUUUCAUCAUUUUGAUUGAAAAAAUAUGUGUGUAAAUAUGUAUUUGAAAAUGUCUUAGAUGAUCCAUCUCAUGCCAGAUAAUUACUUACUAUUGAAAGUGGAAUGUCAACAUGAUUACUUUACAUGGCAAGAUAAAACAAAUAAUUUUAAUAAGAAAAAGCAAAGAGUUCAUUAUGUAUAUAUUUCUGAUAUGUGAGAGUAGAUGCAUGGUUUACACCUUCUGCCUCCCUUUUAGAGUUCAACGCCUGAGGACACAGACAGACAGUGCAGCACCUUUUAGUGAUCGUCCAGGAUCAGCCAUGGCAUACAGUGAGUCCUUAGCUCAGCUAAUGCAGGCAAUGGAUGAGUUUGAUGCCCCAGAAAAUAUGCCAGAAGGACUAGAAUUGCCAGUGUGGGAAAGUUUCUGCAAGACAAGGCGAUCCAAAAUGGAGUAUGAGCAGCAAGUACGUAUCACAUUUCAAAGCCCUUAUAAAUCAAUAUAUUUAAUAAGCAGUUCGGAAGAUGUUAGAAGUAGACUUGCUAAAAAGUUAAUUUCAGAGAGUUCGACCAAAUCAAAUUCAUUUUAAAUCUACGCCUGGACUAUAGAUCGCCUGGGUGUGAUUUUAGAAGGCAUUUAAUGUGGACAAAAAUUUGCACAUGUAUAUUUAGAAAUAAUAUUAUCAAUACCCGUUUUCGGUAAAUCCCUGAAAGUUAUUGCUCUUCAGUGGGUUACUCACAAAUUCUAACUUAAUUUUCUGUGAAUGUUUUGAACUUAUUCCAUCCUGUAAUAUUUAUUAACGAACACCUUUUUUGCACUCGUCGUCAUUCCAGCAGCUUUUUUAAAAGAUGCCAGAAUUUCAAGUAUCUCUAACCUUUUAAAAACCCUUCCCUACCAAACCCCACGUGAAGCAGAAUAAUAGCAAACGUAAACAAACUCACCUUCCUGUAUAUUUCUCAUCAUACCAACAAACUAGAUAAUUUUUCAUGAAAACCUUUGUCUUUGUGUGUAUCUGUAGAGAGCUGCGCAUUAUCUCAACCCCUUCUACUCUAGGUGCAGUACAGGAUAGUGUUCAGUAGUGCAAAAUUAAAUAGAUCUGUAUAAGAGGAAUAUAUGCUCUUUUUUUAGAAAGGAAAAAAAAAAAGGUAAAUAGAAUGUGUUACUUGUUCAAUGUAGCAUACCAAUAGUGUACCCCCACUAUGUUCCCUUCAUCAGUAGAGAACCAUCUGCCCUUUUUUCAGUGUAGAAUGGAAUGCAGGGCUCGAGGUUUGUUAAACCAAUGCCUGGAAUUUAUUUGUAGACUUCCAAAUAUCACUUCUAAACGCAUCUGAGAAAAUUACACCCAGUAUGCGACUCAAGUUUUAUUGCAUGCUCUUUUUUUAGGUGAAGCGCAAAGCUGCUGUUUUAGCUGAAAUGCAAGCUUUCCUACAGAGGAGGAUUGAAGAAGAUGAAAAGAUGCAGCGGGAUAUUGAAAAUAUCAUGCAGGAAAUAAGCUUGUAAUUAUAUCAAAAAUGAUUUGGAAAAAACAGUGUUGACCCUUUCCAUAAUAACCCAAUUUUAAGACCAUAAUAUUUGCCUGAAGUAGAUAACACCCCAGUUGGUAAUUUUAUAAAUCUGCGGAACUGACCAGAGGUGCACUAGGAGAUCUGUUAAGUAUAUCUUUACUGCAGUGCCCAUUCUUUCCCAGGGCUUCUCCAGGCUUAUUUGGACCUAGACUAAAUGGCCCAGACGUUGGUUAAGCAAUAGGAUGGAAAUAAGGCAAGAUGGAGCUGGUAGGCAAGCAGACAGGGCAGGCCCAAAAUACUUUUUUUGCCUAUGUCUAAGGAUAAAAUGGAUGGUGCCCUGGUUAUUAGAACCCUCCAGUCUUUAGGCACAGGGAAUACACACAACUGUAUCCAACCCAUAGUUGGAUGUGUCAGCCUGGAGACAGGAAAAUCAUAGUUCAAGAAUGCUACACCUGGACAUGCAUAAGCUGCUGAAGACUUUGAUAGUAAUUGUCAACUAACCUAAAUUUACUGUUUAGUGAAUAAACCACUUAAAUGUCUUCUUUCAAAAUACUAACUGUGGAGGACGGCACGCCGACUGGGUACCUCCGCCAAUCACGCUUCCUAGUGCUCUCCGAGUACCAUAAGUACCGUACCGGACACCAUAACCACUGUAGCCCCCUUAGUCGCCGCAGCUUGGCUGGGGUCUUGCCAUCCCUUCCCACCCUGUACCAAACACCUGGAUCCAGGUCCCAGUGGGAAGACCUCUCCUCCAAGAGAGUAUAAUAAUCCAAAGCGCAGUAUAGCAAUUCCCCCCCACACAUGAGCCAAGGCUUAAUGCUGGGAAGUAGUCUGUUUAAUGGAAGCACAGUCACAGAAUUUAUACAAGUUAUAAACUCCUCCUCUGUGCCUGAGAGAUAAUUGAGUCAGGAACUGUACUAACUCAAUUAUCUCCGGUACAGAAAAACACAAAUUUUUCAGACACCCCAAAAGUACCCCCAAAACACAUGAAAACCCCACAAAGUUACAUCCCCUGAUAGCCCCGAUCUGGGUGACCAACAUAUUAAAAAACCACCCAGAUCGGUUCAGGGGUUCGGGAUUUCUAGGGAAGUAAUAAUUUGACCGACCGUGCACAUGGCCCUAUGCCCAAAACAGUUCCAUGAAUUCAGUGCUAAUGGUCGGUCAAGUUCGGUAGUUUAAAAAUGAACAAACUACCGAAUAUAGUCAAUAGUCCUACCAUGGACCUUGUUCCCCUCAUCCAGAUGAACAAUUCCACCGAACAGUGCCCUUCUAGGUACAAUCUGAACACAGGCGAUGAUGGAAGUCCAGUGGUGUUCGAAGGUUUCCGUGUCCAAUUUGAGUUCCGUGAACACCACUGCCUGCGUUCAUGUGAAGAAGAUGGCCGCCACCUCGUGGUCGUUCAUAAGAAUUGCGGCCACCCAGACGAACUAGUAGAACACUGCGGUUAGAAUCGUUAGGAUGAUGAUAGGGCUUAACAAGCUCCCGGGUGGUCCAUGGUUCGUGCGCCUGUUCGGUUCCCGAACAGCAUAAGAAAAUGGCACAAACUAAGUCUUUUAACAGGCUUAUUGCAGGGCCCAUAGCAUUUGGGCAGGAGGCUAGCCAGCAGGCCCAUCCAGGAACACGUGGCAGAGGCAUUUCUGCCACGCUAACCAAUUUCAAUACUUCCCAGAAAUUGUCCAGACUUCCUGCUUAUGAACUGUAGUUCUUUUUAUUCUCACUCAGUCAGAUGCUGCCUGAACACAUUUGCAUGUAAAUUGUUGCUGUAGAAAGGGUGCGCUCUUAUUGUUCCCAUUAAAUAGAACAGUUUAAUGAUGCCAUGUUUAUAUAAAGUGUCAAUAAAUCACUGCUUAGCAUGAUGCCAAUUAAAACGACAUGGGUAAAGGAACCAUAGGAGUGGGCGAGGGUUAAGUUAGGGGUACAUUUAUUAGGAGUCAGUUAGGUUUAAAUAGAACUAGUGGAUAGGAGGUUCCUGCCUUGAAAAUAACAUGGACAUUAUCCCCCAUGAUUCCAAGCAGUUUGAAGCUGAGAAUUAGAUCAUUUCUAUCUAAACCAGGGCUGCCCAACAGAUAGAUCCCCAGAUGUUGUAAAACUUCAACUCCCAUGAUGCUUUGCAUGCAUUUAGAAUGACAAAGCAUCAUGGGAGUUGUAGUUCAACAACAUCUGGGGAUCUACCUAUUUGGCAGGCCUGUUCUAAACCAACCUGCAAUGGUACUGGUAUAACAGGAUUUAAUAAUUAAACUGUUGCUAAUCUUCCUUCUUUCAGGCUACGAAAUGAGAAAAUGAAAUUUCAGCUAAGUCUGGUUGUCCAGUUCCUUCUCAAACAGGGACAGGUGGAAAUUGAAAUCCCAGACUUGAUUCCUAAUUAUCAGGAUGCCUUGCUCCUUCACAGGAGUGCGAUUGAAGAGUUAAAUGGCAGAAUACAGGUAAAUUAGAGACCUUUCCAAUAUGAACCAAACAGGCAGGAAUUUAUUACAUGAUGGCAUGCAGCAGGCUAAUAGUUAUCUCAAGUUAUCUCAUGCAUUCAUUCAAGUUAAUAAUGUAUCCAAACAUGACUCAUGGCAGAAGCUGCUUUAUUCUCUUUUGCACUAUUACUAUUAUGACAUCGCAAUGAACCAUUUUUGGCAUACUUACACCAAGUAGUAUCAUAGCUGAAUCAUGGAACGUUGUGCAUUACUUUUCCAUAUUGUUUCCCUUUUCAUUUCCUUAGAAUGUUGGAGAACAGAAAAUUGCAAGCAUGGUAGAAUGCAAAGAUUUCCGAAAAGGAAUUUUUCAGCUUGAAUGGGAAAAUAAAAAAAUACAAAUGGAGAUGGAAGAUCUGAAACAGAAAUCCAGGGAUAUUACAAUGCUCCGCGUUACAAAAGAACUCCAAUUUGUAAGACUUACAUUUGCUAUCAUUCAUUUAAAACAUCUGAUGCACAUAUCCUCCUUAUUUCAACAAUAACGAUUGUUAUUCCCAGGCCCAUAAAUUCACUUCACUCAAGACAGCCAUUAACCCAAGAUGGUUUUGCUUCUUGUAGGUCCAGCUAAUAUCACCUUAAAAGGACACUCAGGACACUAACACAACUUGAAUGCAGUUGAUAGCUUUUUGCAUCAUUAAAGGACCACUCUAGGCACCCAGACCACUUCAGCUUAAUGAAGUGGUCUGGGUGCCAGGUCCAGCUAGGGUUAACCCAUUUUUUCAUAAACAUAGCAGUUUCAGAGAAACUGCUAUGUUUAUGAAUGGGUUAAGCCUUCCCCUAUUUCCUCUAGUAGCUGUCUCAUUGACAGCCACUAGAGGCGCUUGCGUGCUUCUCACUGUGAUUUUCACAGUGAGAGCACGCCAGCGUCCAUAGGAAAGCAUUAUGAAUGCUUUCCUAUGUGACCGGCUGAAUGCGCGCGCAGCUCUUGCCGCGCGUGCGCAUUCAGCCGACGGGGAGGAGAAGAGGAGGAUCAGAGGAGGAGAGCUCUCCGCCCAACGCUGGAAAAAGGUAAGUUUUACCCCCUUUCCCCCUUCCAGAGCCGUGCGGGAGUGGGACCCUGAGGGUGGGGGCACCCUCAGGGCACUAUAGUGCCAGGAAAACGAGUAUGUUUUCCUGGCACUAUAGUGGUCCUUUAAUAUUGUUUUUUGUAGUUUUUUUUGCAUGCUCAGAUCUUUAUCAUUUUUGCACAAAAUAAAAUUGUUUUGCAGAAUGCUGCACUAUACACCCCUCAUCCCAAAAAUCAAGUGAAUGCACACAGUCUCAGCCCCAACAGAACUGUGUUGUUUUUAAUUCACAAACUAGCAGCAAGCAGUCAGAGAAGCUAUAAACAGUUAGUGAUAUUCUUAUGAUAUGCCUGGCUGCAUACACUUAUUAAAGAAGUAUUUUCUAGAGUGAAGGGGUGUAGCUAAAGAGGCAGGCUUAUGGUGUAGCAUUCUGCAAAACAUUAUUAUUAUUUUUGUUUUAGCAAAAACGAUAUAGAUUUGUCAACGCAAACAAUACAGCAUAUUAAUGAGGCCAAAACCUAUGAAAUGCAUUAAAGUUGUAUUGGUGAACGGAGUGUCCCUUUAAGCAUGGUGCACUGAGUAGAUAUGGGUGCUUUUGUAAUGAAAAAAAAUGGGAUUUUAUGACAUGAGUUGUGGAUGUAAAUAUGGUAAUUGCAUAUAGGAAAGUGGUUGUUCAGAAUAGGAACAGUUAUAAGAUACCUUAAAGAAAACAAGACUGUAAUAACUGGCCUAGAAAGGCAGUGGUAGUGGCCUCCGGAUAAAUGACGUCAUCACAAAAUCUGAAAAGCUUUUUAAAGAGCAUGCAUGAUGAUAUCACAGAAUCUUCAUUUUUUUUCAAACAUUUGCAUAAAUCAAUAACUUUUUUCUGUUUCUUAAUUUAGUUUCUUAAUGAGCCAAAUUAUUCAAAACGUGUAUCUGAACAGAUUUCAGAUCUAGAAGAAACCCUCAACUUACAAGAAAAAGUAAGUAUAAGCUUUCUUGCAUUUUUUUUUUACAUUCUUUAUUUAGACUUGAGCAGUAGACAGUGCAGUGUACAAUGACAGCAAAUAAUAGUACAAAUGUUUAACGUCAGUAGUGACAGAACAAUCAGUAUCAAUAACAGAGGGCUAAAGGAUUACAGUAUUGUGGUACAAAGUACAGGAUGAGAAGACAUAUAUACUGCAUUGAUUUAAAUACAUGUAAGUUUAGUAAUCUUGCAUCUUAACAUUUAUACAGUUGGUGCGAGUGUAUAUCAUUAGACCCGUCUGCUGAAUGCAUAGUGGAUAUCUUAGGUACCAGAUGGUUGUCCACUCUCUAUGAGGGAUCAUGUGUUAUCUCUAUGUUACCCACUCCUUAAGUAUUUUUCCUGGUCUGGGGAUAUUCCCUUCCGAAGACUAAGAGAGAGAGCAGGAAAAGAUAAAGAAGAAGACGGGUCCGCACAAAUGAGGUUCCGAGAGAGAGAAAGAGGUGCGGGGUGUCACUCAGGCACCCCCCAAUCAGGGGCUAAUAGGUCUACAUUAGUUGUCGGCUAAGUCGAUUAGUUGAGGAAGGACCCAUUGCUCCCACGCCUUAGUGAAGGUUUUUAGCAUUCCUUUUACUUGGGCGGUCAGUUUGUCCAUUAAGUAUGUAUUUUUAAGGUUUAGUAGUACCAUGUCAAUGCAUGGGACCUCUGACCCUAACCAGGUUUGAGCUAUUGACCUUCUGGCAGCCAGGGCAAUUUUGUGAAUCAAUUUUUGUUCUGGUCUAGUCCAUCCAUCGAGUGGUGAGAGUGGUCUAGAUAGCAAGAGUACCCAUGGGUCCGGCGUCAUUGGUCUGUGGAAGAUGUUUGUUAUUAAUUUGCUUUCUUUUCUCCAGAGCAUUUGGACCUGGGGGCAGUCCCACCACAUAUAUUUGUACAUGCCUUUAUGUCCGCAUAGUCUCCAACAUUAGUUGGUAGGGGUUUUGUGCAUGUGAUAAAGCUUGACCAGGGUAGUGUACCACCGGAACAUAGUUUUAUAUGAUUGUUCUUGAAUUGUAACACAUAUUGAGGUCUGCACAUUGGCCACCCAGAUGUCCUGAUGUCCUGCCAGUCAGUGCCCUCUAGUGUCUCCCCCAGCUCUGUUUCCCACUGAUCUGUAUAACGCAGUCCCCCCAGUUCUCUGUGCUUAAGUGUGGGUAAAGAAAAAAAAAGGAAAAAUAGGUUGCGCCACAGUUAACUAAACGUAAUAUAGACUGCAAAAAUUUACUUACAUAUAUUGAACAGAGCAAGGAAAUAUAUAUUACAAGGUACAGGUAGUCUUGCCAGUGCUUGAGUUUUGUGUGAAUUUAAGUGGAUUCUUGGACUUGAACUAGAUGAGUUUUCUCAGUGCAGGUUGGAAUAUGUGAACAUAAAAAAAACACAAAAAACCCUCCAAUAGUGUAGAUGGCAAAUGACCAGAGGAGGAAAGAUUCUCAACAAUGUGGUAUUUACACUCACCUAUUGGAGAGCUAAAACUAGCUCGGAUAUAAUUGGCAUUCAGUGGCGUCAAUCCCCCACUGGUAGGAUAUGAGUGAUGAUAGCCAAACAAAGGUCCUCGGUAUUUGGGAGAAAUAAAAACAAAUAUAGUGCUCGCUGUGCUUUUAACAAAGCAGAUAAAUGUAGAAACGUAAAGUACUCACAUUUAAGUGAACAGAAAUAUACUGCUCACUAUAAUAGCGUAGGUGGUACAAUCCCCACCUAGGGAUUCUUGGGCAUGUGACUGCUCCGAAGUAGCUAAUGACCAGGUUAAAAAUGAAAAAAAUAAUACUAAAAAAUGUAAUUACUAACAAGAAAAGUGAAUAAAAAAGGUAUAUGGCAUAUAUGAAUUAAAAAGCCAAUAUUCCUUUAUUAAUAUACAUAAAAAACAAAUAAAAACAGCCUAAACGCGUUUUGCCACACAGGGCUUUUUCAACUGGCAAUAGAAACAUCAACCUGGUAUAUGAAUGCUUAUAAAGGCUUUGUAAUCUUAUGCUAAUUCAAAUUUUGUCACCAAAAUUAUGUAAUUUGCAUAAUACAUAUGAGCAGUACAAAACAUAAAUAGAGUUAAUAGAGUUAAAAAAUGCAUUAAAUAAGUUUAAUACAACAAUAGAAACAUAGCGAUAUAUUUUUGUUGGGGAACAUUAAGUUAAGACCAUACUUUAAAACUGCAGGGUAUCUUUACACAGGAAAUUAAAAACAGAACAUAAGUGUUUUUAACAUAGUAGUUCCAUAAUGAUGCAGUAUCAGUUACGAUCAUAAUUUAAAAACCCAUAGCAGUGUUGUUUGGCAAGUGAAAUAGGAGUGAAAAUCAAAAAGGUACAGAUCGAAUUAUAAUUGUCUGUUAGGUUACAACUUAUUUUUGGAGGUAGUAACCUACCUUGUUAGGUCAAGACCGGAAUUCAUCUUUAAUUUGGUAUAUAUGACCAUAGGUCUCAGCUUAAGUGGAAAGAUGAAAGGAGGAAAAUAGGAGACAUGUCAAAAAACAUUAAAAUAUAUCUAUAUGAAGAGAGAAGAAAAGGAAAAAUAUUUUUUUACAAUAUUUUUUUUAAAAGUAUGUAUAUGUUUAAAAUUUAAUAAUAAAUGUAAAAUACAGAUAUAUAAAAAAAAAAAUUUUUAAUAAACUAUCGAAGGAUAAGUAACAUGAUGAGUAAUAAUGAGAUAUGUUGAUACAAAAAAAUAAUAAUAAAUUUAAAAAAUAUUUUAAAUAAAAAAUGUAAUUAUUAAAAAUUAAAAAGGUCGAAUUCAGCAUUUAGCCCUUCUGGAGAGAGGGUUUUAAGCUGUCUCCGCCUCUCCAUGGAAUAUUGACUAGUUCUAUUCCAAUAAUUUUUAGAUAUUUCGGGUCUUUAUUGUGUGUUAGAAAGUGUUUAGAGACUGAAUGGUUUUCAUACCCUAUUCUGAUAUUACGGCAGUGUUCUGCCAGUCUAACUUUAAGGCAUCUUUUGGUCAUGCCUAUAUACUGAAGUCCACACGGACACUCCAACAUAUAUAUAACAUUUCUGGAGUUACAACUGAUAAAAUCUUUAAUUGGGUAUGUUCUUUUUGUGUUAGUUGAAGCGAAAUGGGUGGUUAUAGACUUAGUCGUUUUUUUUUUUUGCUUUACAUUUCUGUUUUGAGGGUUUAUGAGGGAACCUCAUAUCCAUAGGUUGCAGCCUUAUACUUACCUCAGCUUUAGGUUGAUCAUACAAGCGCUGAUCCAACAUCCACUUCUUUUAAGUGUGGGUAAAGCCUAGUGAUGAGGCCCUUUUGGUAAAUUUCUGCGUCACAAAUCUUUUUGAAGAAUGUUAGCUGUGUAUGGGCUGCCUUUUUGAUGUGUGAUUGUUGGGCAAAGUCCCUGACCUGUAGGUACUGGAAGUAGUCUGAUGUUGUUAGUGUUGUCCUGUUUUUAAGUUCAUCGUAGGGGAUAAUGUUGUCACCUAUGUACAUUUGAUAGAUUCUUUGGAGACCCGCAUAUUCAAUCCCUUUAAAGUCUCUAGGUCUCAUUCCGGCCAUCUCUUGCAUUUUUAUUAGCAAAUUAACAUAAGCAAGAUGUAUAACUACCUGAAAGUGACAUUAUCAUACCUUUUAUCAAUGAUAGGCCUAUUAUAUUAUAGGCUGCAUCACCGAUGUAAGAUUAUACAGUUUCUGAAAAUAAUGUAUGACACAAUUAAGCUAAUGCAGUUUGUUUUGAUACAUGCAUCCAUGACACAACAAAUUUGACUUUUACCUGUCCUAUUAGGGUAAUUGUAUUUAGGGUAAUUAUUUAGGGCAAUUGUGUAUAACAAUACCAAUAGUUUUAAUAAUUUAACAAUCAUAAACUAUAAAACAGUAUCUGGAUUUCCAGAAAUAUAAAUAAAUAAAUAGGAAAACACGUUGAUGAUAUUCUCUUUAUAAUUACACCAAUAUGCAGUUGGACUACUUUUCAUGGUAACAAGAUGAAUGGGGACAUUCUAGUUUAGUUAGCUGGUAAUUGGUUCAUGUUUAGGAUUUGUGAGGGAUGUCUUUAUGGUUUUGAAACCACUGGAAUAUGUCUGGUAGAAAUUAGUUGUAUUAUUAAAAAACAAACGUUAAACAAUUCCAAGCAGCAAAGGAUAAUGGCCAAGCCAAAUUUAUCAUAACAUACACUAUCCAGCUACAUGUGGCUGUCAUGUCAUGCUAUAGAACAAAAAUAAUGCUUUUAAUUAUUUAUUUUUAUUAUUAUUUAGCAACAUGAGAAAAAUGUGAAUGGCUACAAAAGAAUCAUUAAGGAUUUGGAAAAGAACAUUAAUAAAAAGAAUCAAGCCAACAGCCAGUUGGAAAAGGAUCUGAAAGACACACUGCUGUCAUUCUCCGAAAGAAAACAUAUUUAUGAUGUUGUUGGUGAGUGUGUAAAAUAUAAACAUAAAUAUAUUAGUACAGUGCUAAUAUUUGCAAAUGCACCUCACCAGAUUAUCUGAGUCACUUGUGUUCGGUUAAUGGUUGUAAUAUACAGUAUAUCAAUUUGCAUGUUUUGUAAGCUAUGUUUUAGAUUUGAUGGGAAAUUCAAGAAGAAAAAAAUAGCACUGAUAGAAAAUUAUUACAAAUACUGAAUUUAAGAUAUUUAUUAUAGACACUGUAAUGAAACAGCAUUAAAAAAGACCUCAGCUCUACUGUAGCAAAGUUUAUAAUGGCACUUGUCAAUAAUCUGUUAGAAUGACUCCCCUUUUCCUUCCUGACUGCAGAUACACCACCCAAACCUAACUUUAAAGGGACACUAUAGUCACCAAAACAACAUUAGCUUAAUGAAGCAGUUUUGUGUAUAGAUUAUGCCUCUGAAGUUUCACUGCUUAAUUCUCUGCCAUUUAAGAGUUAAAUCACUUUUUUCUGUUUAUGCAGCCUUAGCAAUCCUGUGACUCACACAGCCUACAUGAAACCAAAAUGGUUUCAUUUUUAAUAAGAUGUAACUUACUUAAAAGUUUUUAUCUCCUGCUCUGUAAAUUGAACUUUAAAGGACCACUAUAGUGCCAGGAAAACAUACUCAUUUUCCUGGCACUAGAGUGCCCUGAGGGUGCCCCCACCCUCAGGGUCCCCCUCCUGCCCGGCUCUCGGGAGAGGAAAGGGGUAAAACAUAGAAAAGUACCCAAAGAUGAGGGCAUAUGGAGAGAAGAACCAACGUCUAUCUCUCACAAUACACUCAACUAAGGGUAUGCCCACUAAGAGGGUGUAUAUAACAUCCCCUGGUAAACAAAAAUGAAUAGAAAUAAAAAAAUAUACAUGAAAAAUAAAAAAUACUUUAUUGACAAAUGAGAUUAGAUAAAAUACAUGGGGUCCGGGAUGGGGGGAUGGCCCAUAGUUCGUGAGAUUGUAAUGGUACAAAAAGGAGGCAGCCAGGCAGAUAUGAAUCACUCUAAGGCAAUACUAUAAGCCAAUAGGUAAAUGGGAGCUUGUGUGUUCAAAGUAACGAAACACAUUAGUGAACGGGAAUUAUCUGCACAAAGUGUAAUCAAACUCCUAUUAUGGGAAUAACAUCGAAUAGAUAGGGUGUAAUUCCCUGGAGUUUGUAACGAGCUAAAAACCUGUUAAUAGAAUAGAAAAGAAAUCAAGCGGGAAACCUGCUGACUACUAACAGUGAGGUAGACUGAAAUCAAAAAAUAUGUAUAUUCAAAGUAAAGAGAGAUGAAAUCAAAAGAAGAGAGAAUUUCCUCUUAUAUGUGAUGAUACCCAGGUACCUCAAUUCAUCUGUAUAGAAGUCAGCCCCACAGUUCAAAGAAUAACUUUUUUUACCAAGUUAGACUUAGACCUAGGCGGUUCUCCUUUUCUAUUACCUCGAGCUGGUAGCUCAGCAUAGCGGAACUCAUUUAGAAUCUUUAGCCUAGUCAGUUCACUUUCUAUUUUAUUUACUAAGUCGGAUUUGGAUCUAGGUGGUUUCUCUUUUUUACUACAUUGAGUUGGAAGCUCAGCUUAACGAUUGAUCAGCCUAGUUCAGUCAGCCACUUUUUACUCUGCUGUCUGACUUUAGAUCUAGGCGUACAUUUCGAGUGAGCAGCUCAAUAUAUAUUUAGAUAUAUUCUUUAUAUUUGUUACCUAUACGGUCACUAUUUUUCAUUUUUUCAUUUUUUGAUUUGGGCUAGCAUGGGGCUCGGUAUUUGGGGAUGAUGUGCCUGUCGGCUGAGAGUCGUUUUUCUGUCUAUGUAGGAAGCAGGGGCAGAGUUUGGAGCCAUAUUCUAUGUACAAUUAACUCUGUUUAGUGCAACAUUGUACACCUUUGCUCUCAAGCAAUAAUUUCAGGGUACAUAGUACUUUGGUCACAAACUUGACAACAUUUUGCUACAAACUAGCUAUAUAUUUCUAAUACUGCACGUUUUGACCUGUACUUGCAGGCAGCCUAUUAUUCUUUGAACUGUGGGGCUGACUUCUAUACAGAUGAAUUGAGGUACCUGGGUAUCAUCACAUAUAAGAGGAAAUUCUCUCUUCUUUUGAUUUCAUCUCUCUUUACUUUGAAUAUACAUAUUUUUUGAUUUCAGUCUACCUCACUGUUAGUAGUCAGCAGGUUUCCCGCUUGAUUUCUUUUCUAUUCUAUUAACAGGUUUUUAGCUCGUUACAAACUCCAGGGAAUUACACCCUAUCUAUUCGAUGUUAUUCCCAUAAUAGGAGUUUGAUUACACUUUGUGCAGAUAAUUCCCGUUCACUAAUGUGUUUCGUUACUUUGAACACACAAGCUCCCAUUUACCUAUUGGCUUAUAGUAUUGCCUUAGAGUGAUUCAUAUCUGCCUGGCUGCCUCCUUUUUGUACCAUUACAAUCUCACGAACUAUGGGCCAUCCCCCCAUCCCGGACCCCAUGUAUUUUAUCUAAUCUCAUUUGUCAAUAAAGUAUUUUUUAUUUUUCAUGUAUAUUUUUUUAUUUCUAUUCAUUUUUGUUUACCAGGGGAUGUUAUAUACACCCUCUUAGUGGGCAUACCCUUAGUUGAGUGUAUUGUGAGAGAUAGACGUUGGUUCUUCUCUACAUAUGCCCUCAUCUUUGGGUACUUUUCUAUUAGCGUUUUUGUUGGGUUAACCCCUCCUAUGUUGUCCAUCUAGUCCUUCUGUGACUCCAGGAGUGGAUUGUCUCCAGUCCUGCGGUCACUGUUUUCUCUUUCUAUCAAGGGGUAAAACAUACCUUUUUUUCAGCGCCGGGUGGGGAGCUCUCCUCCUCCUCUCCGCCUCCGAUCCUCCCAUUCGGCUGAAUGUGCACGCGCGGCAAGAGCUGCGCGCGCAUUCAUCCGGUCUCAUAGGAAAGCAUUCAUAAUGCUUUUCUAUGGACGCUUGCGUGUUCUCACUGUGAUUUUCACAGUGAGAAUCAUGCAAGCGGCUCUAGCGGCUGUCAAUGAGACAGCCACUAGAGGAUUUGGAGGAUGGAAUAACCCAUUUAUAAACAUAGCAGUUUCUCUGAAACUGCUAUGUUUAUAAAAAAAUGGGUUAACCCUAGCUGGACCUGGCACCCAGACCACUUCAUUAAGCUGAAGUGGUCUGGGUGCCUAGAGUGGUCCUUUAAUCACACACAGGAGGCUCCUGCAGGGUCCAGUUAGCUUUUCACAGAGCAGGAGAUAAGGAAUUCUAAAUUAAGAGUUGUUCUGGUGUGUAUAGUCGGUCCCUGCAGGCUUUUUGCUGUAAACACUGCUUUUUCAGAGACAUUGCUAUAAAACAGUAUCUAGUAUCAGAGAAAAAGCAGUGUUUAUAUUAGUGCCUAGAAACACCUCUGGUGGCCAAUCCCUCAGAUGUAUUUAGUGGGUGCAGCCAGGGCCGCCAUCAGGGGGUGACAACCGUGACUAUUGUCACGGGCCUGGGGGGCCCGGACUGCUCUGGCAGUCCCGGGCCCCACUUUCUUUCUCUGCACACAUAGAUAGCACAUAUCGCUAUCUAUGUGUGCAGCCGCGGGCCCCCGGCUCCCUGUUACCGCAGAGGGGGCCCAGGCAGCACACAGCUUCUCCUCCUGUCUUCUCUCUUCUCAUAACUCUCGCGAGACCCGCGGAGCGUUGCCAUGGUAACCGGGUCUCGCGAGAGUUAUUAGAAGAGAGAAGAGAGGAGAAGCUGUGUGCUGCCUGGGCCCCCUCUGCGGUAACAGGGAGCCGGGGGGCCCCCACCGGACCACCAGGGAUGGAAUCUCCCCCCUCCAUGGACACAGGUAAGCAGGGAGGGGGGAGAAACAUUUAAUUAAAUUAAUUAAAAAUUAAUGUUAAAAUGCCCCUUCCUCCCCCUCCCCCCCAGAUUGCACAUAUACACAGCACACACUACAUACACUAACACACAACACACACACUGCAUACACUAACACAACACACACACUGCAUACACUAACACACAACACACACUGCAUACACUAACACAACACACACUGCAUACACUAACACACACACUGCAUACACUAACACAACACACACACUGCAUACACUAACACACAACACACACUGCAUACACUAACACAACACACACACUGCACACACUAACACACAACACACACUGCAUACACUAACACAACACACACACUGCAUACACUAACAUAACACACAACACACACCAUACACUAACACACAACACACACCAUAAACUAACACAACACAAACACACUGCAUACACUAACACAACACACACUGCAUACACUUACUCAACACACACACUGCAUACACUAACACACACACUGCAUACACUAACACAACACACACACUGCAUACACUAACAAAACACACACACUGCAUAAACUAACAACACACACUGCAUACACUAACACAACACACACACACACACUGCAUACACUAACACAACACACACACUGCAUACCCUAACACAACACACACACACACACACACUGCAUACACUAACACAACACACACUCUGCAUACACUAACACAACACACACUCUGCAUCCGCUACACUAACACACACUCUGCAUCCGCUACACACUAACACACUCUCUGCAUUCACUACACAUUAACACUGCAUUCACUACACUAACACACACUCUGCAUCCGCUACACACUAACACACUCUCUGCAUUCACUACACAUUAACACACACUCUGCAUUCACUACAAAUUUACACACACUCUGCAUUCACUGCACUAACACACACACUACAUUCAUUACACUGACACGCUCUGCAUUCACUACACACUAACACACACUCUGCAUUCAUUACACACUAACACACACUCUGCAUUCACUAAACUAUGCACAUACUCUGGAUUCACUAUACUGACACACACUCUGCAUUCACUACACUAACAUACACUCUGCAUUAACUGGACACACAGCAUCCACUAUACAAACAUCCUGUAUUCACAGUACACACACUACAUCCACCACAAAUUGAAACACUCUGCAUUCACUAUACACAGACACUGCGUCUAAUACACACACUACAGACACUGCAUCCACUAAACACAUUUCAUCUAGUACAUACAAACACUACAUCCACUACACAAACACACACUACAUCACUGUACACACACUACAUCCACUACUCAAAUACACUCUGCGUUCACUAUACACACUGCAUCCGCUACACAAACACACACUCUGCAUUCACUGCACAAACAGUAUCUAAUACACACAAACACUACAUCCAUUACACACAUUCUAAUUCACUUCCACUAUACACACACCACAUUCAGUCCUGCAUCAUUGUGAGCGGACUAGGUAGGGCGUGGGCGGGCCUGGGAGGAGGGGGGGGGGGGCCAGACCUUGUGCUUUGUCAUGGGCCCCAAAAUGUCUGAUGGCGGCCCUGGGUGCAGCUCUGCCAUUCAGUGUCUCCACGCUCUGUGUGGAGAAACAAUGAAUUCUCCACAUAGGGAUGCUGAUUGACUAGAAUAAAAUCUCAGCCAAUCCAAUGCUUGCCUAUGGUGGUUUUAAAUGUGCAACCCUCUAGUGAACUACCAAAAAUUCACAGUGUAGUAAAUGGUUUCCAUAAUGGAAUAGCAAUGUGAAAGUGUAGUAAAUGGUUUCAUUUAACUAUUUAACAUUUAUUUUUAGACAAAGGAGAAUUCUCAAGGGAAUUUCUCAUUUUGGUCCAAAACUGCUGAAUUGGAAAAAAAAUUGUGAAUCCUCCAAUAUUUCCAGCUUAAUCAAUAAGGUCCAUAGGUUAUGUUAGUUAAUCUAAAAGAACAACAAUUGAAAAAGGUGGUGGAAAACUAGUGAUACAAGAUUUUUGAAAUAACCGACUGUGUUUUGUUAUUGUUUCAUUAUUACAGGCUCCGAGCAAAGUUCCGCCAACAGCGCAAAAGAUCGGUACAGGGACAUUGUAAAACGCAGAAAGCUGUUGGACCUGGCAAGAGCACAAGCUCAAGAGAUUGCUGUACUGCGGGCUGAAGUAGAUAGAUUAAGGAUGAAAACCUUCCCUGCUUUAAUACAAAUGGAAUACUAGAUAGUAGCCAAGGAAUACAGUAAAUGAAGGGUUAAUUAAAAACCUCAAAUGAAAGAUGUAUGUGUUCAUUUUAACUUUGUAUAAUUUUGGGUUUACUGAUAUAUUCAUUUCUCACUAACCACGCAAUUCCUUGUUGAUAUUUAAAAUAUAUUCCAGUAAAAUGUUCC
This is a messenger RNA of Pelobates cultripes (western spadefoot toad), 76344 nucleotides long. Lineage: Eukaryota; Metazoa; Chordata; Amphibia; Anura; Pelobatidae. The record is from the annotation of a GenBank genome assembly.